GACGUCAAUGAAUGUGCUGUAAACAACGGUGGAUGCGAUCAAGUGUGCAUUAACACACAGGGUUCUUAUCAGUGCGGUUGUAAUCCUGGAUACACCAAAACUGGUCAUCAAUGCGAUGGUAUGUUAACAGUUAGCCUUCCAAGCAGACGUUCUUAGGGCCUCGUCAUGCGUUCCCCACGAACGGAGAUAUGCUAACUUCCGAGUUACGAUUUCGAGUUGGAUUUUCUAGUUGGGAUUUCGCUUUAGGAUUCGAGUCAGGAUUCGAGUUGCAUUUUCGUAUUAGGAUUCGAUUUGGAAACUUAAUUUUGAAAUAAAGUGUUGACAGCCUAAACACGACUCACAAGCGCGUGAUAGUGUGAGACGUGACUGUAGAGUUCGCUUGGAUUAACCCGCGAUCAGACGUUCCUUUUUCGGGGAUAGCGCGAAAGUCGGCGGACAGGUGUGGGAGUAUUAAGAUAAUCGUUCUCUAUAAUAAGAGAUAUUUUCUUGUUAUACUCUCGCGAUCACACCUAGCCUGCAUAACAGGCGCUUUAUGAGCCAAGGGAGACGAACAUAAAAUAAUGCAGGCUAAAUCACACCCCGAUACAUUCUGUACUCAGUCGAAAGAGGACGAUGUGUAAACCGCUGGCCAUUCCUAACUAGAAAAUCCAACUCGAACCCUAACUCGUAGCCUGCGAAAACGGCCGUUUCUCCUCGCUCCUCUCCACUGUAGACGUUUCGAGAGGAGGAACGUCUGCGACUCAGCAACGACAGAAAUUCCAUACUGAUGACUUAAAAUCUGUCUGGAAUCCGGUCAUAAGCGCUGAUCGCACGACGGAGUAGUUACAUUGUUUUAAGUAUUGUUUACGAAUGACAGACAGGCCUGGGCUGAGCUGCUCAAAGCAUGGUUAGCUUUAACCAUUGGUUAAGCAGUGUCAAAACCAAUACGUUGUCAAGGUAUUAAACGCUGGUUAACGCUAACCAUGCUUUGAGCAGCUCAGCCCAGGCCUGUCUGUCAUUCGUUAUAAAAAACAGACAAUAUCUGCGGAAUAUAUUCUUCUCUAGAAGCAUUUGAGUUUUGCUGGAGCUUGUUGCAGAUGAACACAACACUUUACCAAAAUCGACAAGGAGGAACGUAAAAUUGAACAAAUUUUUCAUUUCGAACCCCACAUAGGCGUACGGGCCAUUUUUUAGCCAGAGGGGUCGGUAAACCAUUUGCCCAAAAAAUUAUCGCAAGUUGCCCAAAUUUUUACGAAACAGUCGUCCACGAAAAGAAACGAGGGCCAUACUUUGCAACAACAUAGGGCAUACUGGCAAGUGAAGGUGGCUAGAUACCGUUUUCAGUGUCAAUACCUUCCAAGUUUGAGCGUAAACUAUGUCGCCAUAAACAAGCAUUUAGAAAAAUUACCCCCAGUUGUAUUAGAUAAAGAAGAAAUUUGUCAUGAUCAGGGUUGCAAUGACAUCCGAUCGGAGUUGUUAUAGCAACAAAAUGAGGCCAUUACCUACUGCCGUCACUUGCAGCAAUAGGGAACUUAAGAUAGAGACGUUUUCGGGGCGACGGCAACUUCAACCGGACGUGACAUCAUCAUUUGUUGGAUAUUGCGCAUGCUCGUGCUCACCACCUUGCCGUCGUGAUCCCGUCGGCGACGUGAAACUGGUCUGUUCGGCGUUGUGGCGAAAACGUGAGUAUUUAACUUUCAUUUCAAUCAGGUUUGUUGCGUUUAGCAACCAACAUUUUGCAGAUUAUCGUUCUUAAAUUGUCCUUGUUUUCUUUGAGGCACAUUUCAAGCUCGAUUUCCAAGCUCUGUUUUCUAAACUUACAUCUUUGAAUGUUUCUAUGUUUUCAUGUCACAGGAUCAAGAUCCAACUUGGCAAACAGCCAACCGUUAGUGAGCUUGACAUGGGACAAAAUUUUCCCACGAGCCAAAUAAAAGUAUCCAGACAAAAAAUAUGAACUCCGAUAUUUCAAUUGUUUGUUUUUAGUUCGCUCUUUUCGUUAGAAUAUCGUAUAAAUGAAACGCAUUGAAAAUUAUAUAGAAUAGUAGGUAAUACCAUGUACUAACUCUGAUAACUCGGCGUGGGAAUACUGAAAUAAAGUUGUUGCCGUUGUUGUUGUUGUUGCAUACAAGUAUUUCCCGGGAAUUAUUUCAAUACCAAACUAAGAAUACGGUUCCUUGGUAGCAUUUUAAUGUUCCUGUAAUUUGCAAGGCUUCGGCAAGCCUGUGGAGAUCAUUUUUUUUCAACACGAAAUUCUGCCUUGAACUUAGCUGCAUCCCGCAAGUUCUUUUAGCAUGAACGGAUCGUAACUGUCCCGAGGAAAAUCGGGAUUUUUGGACUCAUAAUUUUCCCACAAAACGAGAAACUCUUCAUCCGAUACAUGUUGUCUGCAUAGCAAAUAUUUAUUCUCUUAAUUCUUUAUGUGAGGCCAUAUUUUCCUCUUCGGUAUUCUUCUAAUUAAUGGCGCCGUCCUUCUGAGUUCACUGCGAUCUUAAUGUUCUAUUUUUGACGGGGAGCGACGGCUGCCUUAGUUCCAGGCUUUCUCUGCCAGUCCGGUCGCCGUCGCCCCGAAAACGUCCCCAUCUUAAGUUCCCUAAUAUUUUUUGGCACCCGGAACUGUUCUUACAAAAUCGUUCACGGGAGCUUAUUUUCUCCAAUACGGUCGCCUCGUGAAGUUAAAGGAGAAUCUGUAAGAGCUAGCGUUGUCGAGAUAUUUUGGGAUGAAGAUUUUAUCGUUAGAAAAUUAAUACGGUAAAAAAAGGAAAAUCUUGAUGUUUGGCCGUUAUCUGUAGAAAAAGAGGCUCUUUUGACCAUGCAAUUUCACCUCAUAGUGCGUAGUUCUAAUCUUGUUAAAAGCACUUGUGAAAGAUCGUGCCGAUUGCUAGAAAGAAGGAUUUGAUAAGUAUGUAUCGCCGCGCUCUUGUUAGUGGUUUUGUAAACAUUUCGGUCUAGUUUAGCAAAUUAGCGAAUAAUUUUUAGACCGCUCAAUAGAUUAUUUUAAAAAAAUAAAAAUUCUUCUCGCAAUUCAAACCGAGACUGAGAAUUAGUCAGCUUCUUCUUCAUUGACCUAUUGCUAAUGCUAUCUGCCGUACACUGUUGAAACUUCCUUCACUCCGACACUAGCACAGGGUCUAAAUGGCCAUGUCGGCAUUUCUAGGAGUGGAGAUGACUCUAGAAAGUUAUGCGAAAGUUUUUUUGGAAAUAGCCCAUUCCAGCUAGUGGCGCAGUACAGUGCCCAACAAUAAAAAACUACAAAUACAUAAAUCAACAUAUGAUACCCUUAACUAACAACCAGAAACUCAUCACAUGGUAGGCAACCACUGUCUCGUGUGAAUGUAACUGGGUUAUUACGCCAACUUCAGGUUAAAAUAGAAAAUAUUUACCUCUUUAAAAUAAUAAAAAAGCAUGGAAAUGUCUUUAAAAACUGGCUUUGCCCCAAUUUCCUCUUGUUGCCCAAAAAAUCUGAGUUGCCCAAAAUUUGAAGGGGUGGGUGGGGGGGCUGCAGCCCCCCUCGUCACCCUGGCCCGUACACCUAUGGAACCCCAUGACUACCGGAUUUAUUAUGUAAACUAUAAUUACAUCAUCAGUUUGGAAUUUCUGUCGCUGAGUCGCAGACGUUCCUUCUCACGAAAUGCCCUCGUGAGAGGCGGGGAGAAACGGCUGUUUUCGCAGGCUACCUAACUCGAAAUCUAACUAGAAAUCCUAACUCUGCAAAAAGGUAUCCUCCCACGGACGAUGUUUGUUGGAGAGAAUGGCGUGACGAGCCAAAAGAACGUCUGCGUGGGAGCUAAUUCAGUUCAAAGGGAGUGUUCUCGCUUUUUUGUACCGUAUUUAUUCGAUUAAACGUCUCGGCAUUUAUUGAAUCUUUUGCUAUUCAAACGCAACGUUUAUUCGAAGUGGGCGUCUAUUUCAAAAUCAUAUUUUCUUAAAUCAUUGACAACAAUUACGACAAAUCAUUUUUAAUUAUCAGGCACAAGUAAAACAGACAGAUCUUUAGCGUUUCAAUGUCUCACGUUUUUUUUUUCUUUUUAUCUGGGAGAGAACGUUGUUGUCUGGUUGAUGUACACAACAAAGUAGUGCCGAGUUGUCCUUUUAUAAUCCUCGAUUAAACGGCGCAUUCGUCUUAUUUCGUGCGGCUUAUAUUUUUAACUUUGCUUCCAUCUGCGGCCUUAAAUCAAGGGUGGCGUUUAUUCGAGUAAUUACGGUAACUGGCAGAUCGCUACAAAUUUUACUUAACAAUUAUUCUUUGAAAUCGAGGUGAAUAGUGGCAAAAUAUUUACCGAGCCGCGAAAGCGGCGAGGUAAAUAUUCCCAAAGCCACUAUUCACCGAGAUUGAGAAGAAUAAUUGUUUUAGUAUAUACACACGAAGUGAUCUCAACAAAAUCAGAAAGGAAACCAUUCAAAAGUAGGAUUUGAUUGACAGAUCAAAUCACGCGUAAGUUUAAAAAUAGAUCUUUGCAGAAUUUUCAAACAUGGCAAUUCACAAGUUUACUCAUUUCGCAAACAACAGCGUAAUGGCUUCAAUGGAAUCGCUAAAAGUUUGAACUGUUUCCUUACCUGAGAAAAAAAGUAGAGCUGUGUUGUUUUCUGUUGACUCGCCAAGUUUAUAGCCAAAAGGGCAUGUUGUGUCGUUCUUCGCAUGAAGUGCUGACAAAAAUGGCGGCUCGGUUGCUCGAGGUAAGAGGUCGUCUUCCUGUAUCAUUCUUUUUCCUGUUUACUUGAAAUGUAGAAUUUCUGCAAACAUUUCCUUUUAAAUUUGUUUUUCAUAAAUAAACUUCGAUUUUUGAGCCAAAAUUUUCUUCUUAGAAAACGCUGAGUUCACGAAACGGUUUCUUCUACGCGAAUACACGGGAGUUGUAAACAAUCCAUCGAGCACAAAACUCCUGCUACAGUAAAUUGAAAAACGCCGUAUUGAAUCCUUCCAAGUCUUUUCUUGCCUUAAAAAAAGUCAGCCCUAGGAUUUUGUCGACUUUUAAAAGAUCGUUCUCUAAAAAAAACGGGAAAAACACCGAGCUCACACAUUAUCCACUCGCUAGGAGGUGAAUAUUGUUGAAUAGUCCGAGAUAGCGAACCAAUCAGAUUGCUUAAAUCACCAAGAUCACUGAGUGUGUAUAUACUAAUUCAAUUUAUAACAUAGCUAGAAAAUUCGCCUAAUCAAAUUCAAUAGCGCGAGCGUGCUUCAUAUUCCUAUUGAGCACGCUGAUGACGUCAAUAAACUAUUCGUAAUUCCUCGAGUUGUUGUGAGCUUAGCAAUCCUGAGUCUCUUGAGUGCAUCCAUAACUCAGCAAUAGACAAUGAAGCGUUUACCAUGUGUUUUGUAAAGAAAUUUAAGAGGAAACGUUUGAAUUUGUUAACCGAUAGUAAGGAAAAGAGGUGAGUGUUGUUGUUUUUGUUGUCAUCUCCGCGAGCUGUGCGGGCUAUGGCGUGAGCUCAUUCUUUGCAAAGUUGUUUUCUCUCAAUAACAAUUUUUCGGUAAAUUAAUAGUUUUCCGGCACCUAAAUAUGGAUUUUACAAUCAUUUUAGAGUACACUUUCUCUCAGUUUCAGGAUAAAACAUAAGAUUAACUGUGAGGAAAAAAGAUAUAUUCACGUAAACAUUGACGCGUACUGCUUUGAGCGCGCCCUUCAAUAAUAAAAUUUUCAGUUAACUGCUGCAUUGAUCGCUUUGAUAAUGUUAUAAAACAAUUAGUUCAUGCUGCAGCUGUGCGUAUGUCGAGAUAUUGAGCACUUGGGAAGUUUGGAGAGCACUCAAGAGGCUAGAGUUGCACUCGGCUGCGCCUCGUGCAACUCUUACUCCUCUUUCGUGCUCUCCAAACUUCCCGCGUGCUCAAUAUCUCGACAUACGCACGCUGACGCAUGAACUAAUUGUUAAUUAUUCACUCGCAAAUCUAAAAAGAAUUCCCUCUCCGCAACAUAUGCGUUUCAGUUUUUUUUCUCUAGGCAAUACUCUGGUUUUCCCCCUUAUUAUGGAUUAAACUACAAUAAAUGCGUUUCAAUGCCAGCAAAUUUUAAAGCUCUAGGCAUCCCAAACAAUUGAAAGCGUUUAAUAUCUGCUAUAAAUUGUCCAAGUAAGUAAAGGCAAACUCAGUCAAACUUUUUGUCAAACAUAGCGCAGUCCUAUCAGUCAGAGCGUUUCGGUCAAUAGGGACUUUACGAUCCGACGACGCGAUGACAACGAGAAAGUCGAAAAACAAUAGGUUUAGAAGGAAAAACAACAACUUUGCACGUGCCUCACACUUUUUUGUACAUCUUUGCCGUUUUUGCACGACUGCGACGUGAAAGUGCCUAAUUUUGCAUUUUAUGGAGGAUGAAACAAGCGACGACGAAAUUCUAUUUCUCCUUCUGAAUCUGGAUAGGGAUCCUAGGAUUUCAACUCCAGGAGGGUUCGCCUUAUUUUGAUCAAGCAAAUGGGCAGGUAUAAUGGCGAUAAAGACUGGAAGAACGUAAAUUCACUUUUUAUGCGACGUUUUCACUUACCUUCACUGCCAUCGAGUCAUAAUGUUCCCUAAUAGGUGAUCUGGUACGCAGUCAACCUCGUUUCCGAAGCAUCUCUUCUUUCCCUGGCUACGAGGCUGUUAUGCGGUAGUGAUUUUGUGCCUCGUCUGGGAUCAACGUCUAGAAUAGAGCUGCGAUAUGCAGCAUAACAUAAUAUGGUAUGGGCCAAAGGUUUGAGGGUGCCAGUGGCACACAUGGAUCACGUGGAGCACCUCACCGGGGUCCUUCUCUUGAGUUUUAAUUUCAUCCUUUUAUGGCAUCUGUUGAUUUUCUCCCAGAUAUCAACGAGUGUCUCACAAUAGUUCCCAGUCCCUGCAGUUGCGGUGUAAGUGGUGUGCCAUGUGGUGCAAACUGUAUCAACCUUGUGCCCAGCUUCACUUGUUCCUGUGCACCAGGAUUCCAGCUCAGAAGUGGUGGAAAAAUUUGUGACGGUAAUAUAUCUUAAGCUACUACUUUCCUGUGUGAGGAAGUCGUGCUCUAUGUCUAGUGUGCAAUCUGAAAGUCUCUAAUAACUGACUGUAAUUUAUUGUGAUUAAAUGGUUAGAAGUAGGUAGCUAAAACAAUAUUGUAAGCUCCAGCUUCUGACUCUUUUAGGUCACCUUCGGUAAAAGAAAAAAAAAGAGAUUAUGUCUCUGAAUUUGCUCUUCAGAUAUCAACGAAUGUUUAAAUGGGAAUGGAGGAUGCGAACAGAUUUGUAACAACUUUCCAGGGAAAUUCUCUUGUGGAUGUUAUCGGGGCUUUCGACUUACGGCUAGUAAUACAAGCCGAUGCAAAGGUAACGAAAUAUAACAGACUUUAAGUUACAAUGAGUAGCAUGAAGACUGUCAAUCCCUGAAAUGAUCUGGUAAAAAUGAAUUGAUAAAAGUUUGAUUAAGGCUCCGUCCACAUGUAUCUGGAUAUUUUUUAAUCCGUCAGCUAAUUUUAAAAGCGACCUUUGUCUCAUUCGAAAUAUUUCCUCGUCAUGCUUUUCAACGUCUGUUUCGCCGACAAAAUUGUCCCACCAAGCACUAGUUCACUAGUUUGACGUGUUUACGGCGUCCAAUUCGUCCGCCCGACAUGGAAAGAAGCUCCAGAAUGUCCAGUUGCCGUUUGGAAUAAUUGAGGUGUACAGUAAUCAUAGCUAGAUCACAAAGCCCACACGUUAUAUAUUAGGACUUGAAAGUGAAGUCCAAGAAGUAAAGAAGCGAUAACACCAAUUUCCAAGAUCUUGUUACGUCACUGGAUACGAAAAUAUCCGGAUUUGUUAUAUUCCUAGACUUUUACUCAACUAAAAAGGGACUGCCAUUGGUUGAUUCUUGGUCACGUGGCGGUGACUAAAAUCAAAUGUAUCCCGAUCGUGAUACAUUAAGCAAUGUACCCCGCUCGGGAUACAUUACAGCACGUGAUCAAAGCAUGGUGGAAAGUGGUGUGACAGAAAACGGGAAAAACACUGCCAGUUUUCUUUUUUUUUUCGUGAAUGAACACCAGCAACUUGAACACAAACACGAAGCCUCAAGCUAAAAAACAACGAUUUUUAAAGUCAUCCCAGAAGAGGAAACAGAAGCUAGUUGAAGAAAAAGAUGCAGAUAAUAUAAGGAAACUACUCAGUAAAUCAUUCAUUCAGUGGUUUUAAGGAUUAAAUUUGUGUUGUAAGUUAUAAGUACCGAGUCGACUGUUUUGGUUCGCCCUCGUUAUUCGACUUAUUCUUUUGUUGCUGUUGAAGGAAGUCUAGAAAUAUAACAAAACACUUAAUGACAGAUCCCUCGGGAAACCAGUUAGUUUUGUUUUCCCUCGAGUACAUCAGGACCCUCGGGAAAACAAACCUAACUGUUUCCCUCGGUAUCUGACAUUAAGUGUAAAUUGGCGUCCAUACGAUUCCGAAUUCAUAGCGUAUUCAAAAAUUUCCACUCUGAUGAGCGGGUUCAAAAAUAUCCGGAUACGUGUGGACGGGGCCUAUCUCUGUUAAAACUUGUUUGGAGAGAUUUUGUCCAGUACAGCUACUAAGCAUAUUAAAAUGGCUGGAGACCAGAUGAUGAUUAGUUAGUAAAACCAUUUUUUUUACUUACCUACUUACUUACUUACUUACUUAUUUACUUACUUACUUAAAUACUUGCUUGCUUUCUUCAAGGUCAAUGCUCCAGAGUCGAAAAAAAAUAUUUGUUUUGGUGAAUACAGGGUGCCUGGUACUCGGCCAAAAGCCACGCCCAGUUAUUGUUGGGUGGCACCGACCAUUAUCACCUAAUGUAUAUUUUAACAUCUCCCGUAAAAGUUUCAUAUCCAGUGUGCCCUCACAGAACUGCCACUUUAAACAGCAUAUAAAUCUGUUUCACCUGCAGACAUUAAUGAAUGCUUGUCCAGUAACGGUUUCUGCGCUCAACAGUGCAUCAACACUCCAGGCUCCUAUUAUUGCCGAUGCAGUCCUGGAUUCAUUUUGGAUUCAAAUGGCAGAACUUGCUCAGGUAAAUUUAAAUCCUCUCUCUUCAGGAUGACGUCAUUUGCUUAAAGCAGCCAAUAAAACUUCAUUUCGUUCACCAUUCCUUCUCUAUUUGUAGCAUAAAAGAACACAAGGAGAGGGAUGUGUGGUUACUGCUUUGAAUUAAAGUUAAAAGGAAAGAGAUUGACAAAAUUGUAUCUCAGUAUCUUUUUGAUAUAUACAUACAGCUAAAUCAAAUUAAAAAGGUUUCUUUGGCAAUUGGUCAUUGGAAAUCGGGCAUCUGAAUCGACCGGCCUUUAAUGGCGUCCAGUGACGUCACUGCUUCUUUGCUUUAAUUCAUAAAACACGAUUUUCAACUGGCAAACAAUGAAAUAUCGACUGGAAAUGUCUACAUGAUCCCGGAUUGCAUCAAUCCUUUUGAUUUAAUUCAUAUUUAACGUUCAAACUGUCAACUGCAUCCAGUACGCUGAACAAAUCUGUUGCAAUUCAUUAAUUUAUGAUCAAAAUCGAUCGCAAUCACGCCAUGAAAAAAAUACACAUAUGGAACACUUCAAAAACACAGCAAUUUGAUUAAAUUGAAAAUAAGCUAUUUGGUCCUUAACCGAAGAAGAAAGAAAACAGGAAAGAAAAGCUAACAGAAUCCUUACACUUGACGGUGAAAAUGACAAGAAGGUCGAAUUAUAACUUAAAUAUCAGAAAACGUCGCAUAAACAAAAUCACUGCCGAAACCACAAAACGGCUCAUCACGAGCCUCAGCGCUCCGGAAGUUAAAAAAUUCGUACCGUCUGGUUGCUAUGAAGUGACGUAAUCAUCCAGUUGAGUAUCCAUCACCGUAACUCUAGGGACUUUAAGAUUCGCUACGGCAAGGGGCUACUACGGCUACAUAAGGUCAAAAUCACUUCCGGUGACGUCACCACGCGAGUUGCAGUACGGCUUUCCCCCGUAGUCUCGUUUUCUGCUGGGUCAAACUGCCGUCUUUGCCGUACUCUUCACUACGUGAGUAUUAACUGUCAUUUCUUUGCCAUUUUAAAGCUUAUUUCCCUUUUCUGAGAAGCCCACUUGAAAGACUAAGUACUUAGUCAUACUUAAAUAUUCCUUAGGUAUUAUUGUUUCGUUAUUUAAGCGAAAACUCAAAGGAUUUGGAUGCGUUAUAAUCACGGCUGCAGACAAGAAAACCUCGUAAGAGAGCUUAUUUAAGCUUAUAGAAGGUUUAGUUCCAAUAAGUGAUCGUCAAGACUUUAAUUUCACGAGUACCUAUUAAAAAAAUAUUUUUAUCUUUUGGCUUAUCAGCCAGGGAUGUUCUCAGUAACAACUUGUUUCGCUUUGAGAAUAAAGUUUUUAUAACUUACCGGCCCUAGAGCGAGCGAACGCUCAUUUAAACGUAUAAAAAAGUUGUGUGACAUUUAUAUUUGUUCAAUCCCGACAGAUUUAGACUAAAUGUUCAAUCCCGUCGCAAUCGUUCCUUGGUAGCAUCUUAUAACAUCAGGGAUUUGUAAAGCCCGUGCAAGCCUUGGGAUGUCAGCUUUCUUGAAACGAAAUUCUGUCAGACAUUCAUCUUCGUUGAAAUUUUGAGGGUUGAACUCGGGAUACAAAUGAUUUGGCAGAUAAAGGUUUUCUGAGCUAUACGAAUUAUAUAACAACAGAAAUUCAGCAUCAUUUAUAAAAUUCAUGCCAUAAGAAAGCACAGCAAGGUCUGUUAUUUCUUUAAACGAAACCAUUGAAGAGAAAUCAACCAAAACCUAGACGGGAAAACUAGUCCUGUUGUCUGAGUUUGUUUACAUUUUGUGUAGGUUGUGACGUUGCCGUACCGAGCGUAACUUAACCAUUUUGAGUUUUGGCGGGAGACCGCGUAGUCGCCCCAACCCUUCCCGGAUACAACAGCCGUGUUAGAGCUAUGCCGUAGCGAAUCUUAAUGUCGCUAUUUUUGCGGUCAACUACCGCAGCGCUCGUAAAGUACUCUAAUUAAAACCAGGCGGUGUGCGUCACGAGAUUCGACCAAUCAGAAUGCGUCAUUUGUAGAGUGAUUUUCGCGCUCGGAAAGAGCCUUUUUUAGAGGUAUAUGUGGUGAAAUUUUCGCUUUAUUCCAAGCUUGUGUUAGUAAUUUCGACACUAUACCGCCGUGGAAAGUUGUUGGAACACUUUAUCCUGAUAGCAGUUGCGUUACUUUUAAAUAUUUUGCUUUCUUGAGCGUUUGUGACAAGUUUGAAUUGCUCGGUCAUGUGCAGGCCGCCAUGAUGAUUUGAGUGUUGUUUUUGCCUUUCUUCUUGGAUUCAUUGCUGGUGACUGUUAGCAGUUUUAUUGAAUUAUUUUGGCCCUCUUGUUACUUCAACCUUUCUUCUUUGCAAAUUUCGGGGUCUACCCGGGUCUACCCCUGUUAGUUUUCCCGUUUUGAGCCGUUGAAAGUGUCUUGGAAUUAAGACAUCGUCUCAGCCAAGUGGCACAACUCGCGGAAGCCGACGUGAAGCGAGUAACGCCAAAUACAGGAAGAGUUUGUUCUAUUUUAAACCAGAAAAGGUAAAUAAGUUUGACUAUUGUAAUAACCUUUGGAAAUAAAACAUUUUCAUACCCAGUGCUGAAACUGAAAGCGUGACUUUAAAAUAAUUUGCAUGCGGCGUGUGCUAUGUGUAUGCAAAUCUUUAUGUAAACUUAUGUGAGGAAAUAAAUUGUUAUAAAUCUCUACCAAAACACAAAACCGUUAUUGAAGAUCCAGACAACAUCAUACAGGAUUUUAAAACGAUGAGGUUAGGUUUUACUGUAUAACAAAAUCGAUAUACUGCGCUCACUUCAAUAAACUCACAGACAAGAUCGUGGUUUAGCUUCGGUGAAAUUCCGAUUGUGCUGUAGCUGAUCGGCUCUUUCGGUCUGUUUUCCCCUUGCCCGAUAGAAGAUUUAUUUGCGCAUAAGGAUUUCAAACGGGCACUGUUUUCAAAAUGAUAUAAACUUGUCGAUGAAAAUAAAACUGUUAUGAGAGACGAUUUCUCACCUUGCUGUUUGCUCACGCUCCCCCUCCUUGGCCGGUAAUAAUCAAAAAUUAUAAACACUUCUAAUGGACGAUUUUGUUUUUUAGUUACGCAAAUUCAGGUAUGGACUACAGAUCUCUUUCACUAUGAGAUAAAAAUAUACAUACAAACCAAAGGGUACAUAAAAUCUUGUUAGAGGCAGGAAUGUUCCGUAAUGUUUUUCAGAAAAGUCAUCAGUUUUUUUAUCCCUGGGUUUGGUUCAUCUCUCUCACGGGAUGCGAACUCGACCGUGUCACGAUUGAAAUGAGGCACAGUAACAGUUUUACCCAUGAACCUUUGUGAGUCGUGACGCACACCGCCUGAAUUAAAACCGUGGUCAAAACCCUGUAGGAAAUCUGUUUAUUUUUGAGUCGAUUAAUGCACUGCUGACUUUCACGAGGUCAACUUUUGCAUAAAUUAUCAAACAUUAUGUUAAAGGGGAAAUCCACCUAUGGUUCGCGGGAGAAGCAACUUCUAUAGCGGCGCAAGACAAAUGUUUCGAGAGUCGAGGAUGUGCUCACAAACUAUUCACUAUGCGACGAAAGGAGAAAUCACUGGCAUGAUAGCUGCAUGUAAUGGUAAUUUUAAUAAUCCAGGUCGCGCCGUGUUCGCUCGAGGACGCUGUAACAACCUCGUUUGGCGCGCUUCUCAAUACUUCCAAAACAUGUGGUAAUCGGUAAGUAGACUUAAGCACUUAGUAUCGCCAAGUCAUUCGGAUCAGUGUAUACCCAAUUCUUUGUCUGAAGAUUCUCGCAAACACACAUACCAAGUAAAUCUGGAUGGAAGAGGAAAUUGUCUCCCUAAACGCAGCCAGAUUAUAUUUUGAAGGAUGGCGGCACAAUUCAACGUGUCUCCCAGGUCAGCCCUAAUUUAUAGUUCGUAAGAGUAUACAUUGCGAUCUCCCUAUUUUCGCUUAAGCUUCCUUUGAUUAACUUCAGUAGAAACAAAACAACGCAGGCAUGACAUUCUCCUGCAUGAGACACAAUCGGCUGAAGGAAAUAUCUGUUUACAAGUCGGGUAAAUUAUCCAUUCUUGCGCACCGCAAAAUCAGCUAAAAUCAGUCGCUGGAAACCUGGCAUAUCAUUAAGCCUGAGCGCUUCUAAGAAUAACACGUUUAGAACUUUGACGCGUAGAAAAAAGGGCAGUUGUUCUAUAUCCUUUCUGGUUCAUCCAGGUAGAAGUCCUAGCAUAUUAUUAUGCCUGAGCGCUUCUGGGAUAUAUAUCACGUUUAGCAUUUCAACCCGUAGCAGUAAGUACAAUUAGGCAGUUGUUCUAUAUCCUUUCUGGUUCAUUCAGGUAGAAGUCCUGGCAUGAUAUCAUUAUUAUGCCUGAGCGCUUCUAGCAUAUAUAACACGUUUAGCAUUUCGACCCGUAGCCGUAAAAAAAAAAUUAGGCAGUUGUUCUAUAUCCUCUCUGGUUCAUCCAGGUAGAAGUCCUGGCAUAUUAUUAUGCCUGAGCGCUUCUAGGAUAUAUAACACGUUUAGCAUUUCGCCCCGUAGCCGUAAAAAAAAAUUAGGCAGUUGUUCUAUAUCCUUUCUGGUUCAUCCAGGAAGAAGUCCUGGCAUAUGAUUAUGCCUGAGCGCUUCUAGGAUAUAUAGUAGCAGUUUGACCCGCAGAAAAAACAAACUCAGCCGUUCAUUUUGUAGAAGAUAUUUCAGCAUUUUUGUCUGUGUUAGCAAUGUGAUCUACUUAAUACGCAGACUUUAAUAUAUGUUUUUUUCUUUGACGGCACUGAAUAAUUUUAGCCGAAACCUGAGCCGUACAUUUUUUGAAUGCCGCGCUUUUAAUUAAAUUUCUCGCCCUAGAAUGAUGAGAUGAUGGCGCGAAAAUUGACGCCUCUAUCGUAUUAGAUGCGAAAUAUGAUCAGAGAUAAAUGGAAUAGUGAAUGUUACAAGGUUCUGAGUAUACAGCUGAGAUAGGGGACUUUUAGUCCCCUAUCUCAGCUAGAUAAACAAAUUUUUUUUGGUUGCUAAGACGGUGCGGCACCGACUAUCCGCAAUGAUUCUUCAUUCGUAGUUCAAUUUAACAAUUCAUUUUGCUGUUAACGAUAAAGAUUGUCGAUAUUUUUUGACUCCUCAAGCAUGCCAGGCGUGCGAUCCUAUGAAUAUCAAACCACAGUCCCGCUAACAUUUUUCACAAUUAUAUAUAAUUAUGCGAAUGUUCGGACAAUCAACCAAUCAAAAUCACUACCCUGCUUUCGGGUAGUGACGUCACUGGACGGCAUUAACGGCUGGUCGAUUCAGACUUUGCUUAGGGAGUAAAAACGAUUGGAAGUAAUCGUCUGAAACUUAGGCUACUAUAUAAAGCCGACUCGUGUUACAUUAACGACACAUCCUACAAUCAAAUUCACUAGUUCGUUUUCUAAAGCUGAAAUCCCUUUCCUUGAUGUCAACGUUAUAAUAAUCAACGGCAUAUUACAACUAAUCUUUAUGUCAAGCCCUCAGAUAAGCACCAAUACCUCCUCAAAUCAUCCUGCCAUCCAACCCCGACCUUAACAUUCUACAUUCCUGGCAACAAUGCAACAAUCUACGUGACUUCUUAUUCAGAACCAAACACCGCAGAACAACCCCAAAACACCUGGAGCUUUCCGCUAAAACAGAAGUAGCCUACGUAGAAGGCGCUUUUUUAUAAAAGUAUUUGGGCGUAAGAAAGAACGGGCGCGCGAGAGGGAGACAGGCGUGUCUUCCUCGUGCGCCCCGUUCUUCUUCCAGGCUCGCCAAUUUUUCCCCUAUCUCCCAACUGCAACACCACCAUCAAGUUAUCUUAGCCUCACUACGAGUCUGAUACUUUUUGAUUAGCUUUCGCAGUGGAGGAGUAAUCGACUCUGACAGCCUUAUUUAUUUCUUCGCGGAUUCAAAGUUUCACAUUCCCUUCUACAAAGAAAGUAUUAAUGAUUACCCACGGUUACUCUUUUUUGGCUUACUGGAACAUUCUAUAUCCUUGUGAUCACUGAGCGUUCUUAAAGUGAACGAAGGGAUGGGGGGCUAACACUCGUUAAAGCCAUUACAGAAUGCAAUGAAGGGCACAUAGAAGUCACUCAAUUUUCUUGGAUUUCAGAUCACGAUGAGUGUCUGUCGGGCCACCAUGGAUGUCAGCACCUGUGCAACAAUUUUCAUGGAAGCUAUUCCUGUUCAUGUUAUUCUGGGUUUUCCAUCAACGGAGACAACAGGACUUGUUCAGGUAUGCGUUCGAGUUGUGUCUGUUAGUUGUUUAAAAGAGCGGAGUAACUAAAAUAAUACGACGAAAAUAUGCGUAAAGCAAGUGUCAAACUAAUAGACUUUUACUGCGCUUUUCAAAUCUCGGUAGUCUUUGAAGAUAGGAAUUUUUUAUGAGGAAAAUGUAACGCAGAUGGUAGAAGGCUGAUUUACAUACCAAAUUCACGUGAGAAAGGAUAGACAUAGUGCGGUCAAAAAUUGCACCGAUGUUUCUGGCAGAAUCGAAUGGAUUAAUUGUAUCAUUUCCAAAACGAAGUGGUGGUAGAUACUUUAUAGGACAGUGUUUAGAGUAGAAGAAGAGAAUUACAGUUUUGUCCUUGUUUAGUUUCAGUUUAUUUAGAAACAUCCAUUCAUCAAGAUCUGACAAGCAAUCCUGUAUUUUAGCAAAGAUGCUCCAGGUCGUUGUUUGGUGAAAAAGAGAUAGAUAAUUGAGUAUGAUCAGCGAAGAAAUGAAAUUGGUGCUGUUUAAAGUAGGUACAGGAUGGGUCCAAGGACACGAGCCCUCAGGCAUGCCACAUUUGAGCUCGCAAUAUUGUGUUUUUUCCACCCAUCGAUUAAGGCAAAUUGUGUGCUGUUUGUAAGGUACGACCGAAACCAGUCACGAGCAGUACGACAAAUGGAGAACCUAGAGUCAAGUCUUUUAAGCAAAAUAUCGUGGUCGACAGUGUCAAAAGCAACAGACAGGUCAAGCACCAAGAGUAUAACACAGCGGCGAUUAUGAACCGCUUAUAGUAGAGGUUCAUCAAGUUGAUUUGAUUCAAGGUAGUUUUGGAGACGUAGAGCCACAACUUUCUGAUCCACCAACUUCGCAAGAUAGUCUGUCGAUGCGGCUUUUGACGGCGCCUUUUUGUCACUCUUUUCUUCUUUCGUGUUAUUUUGUUUACGUAUGUGACCGAUAUUGAAGUCAGCGAAGAAAAGGACAGCAUCAUCCCCAUAAAGUAGGAUCUUUGACUGAAGUAAAGAGUUGGGCCAGUCAUUGAUGUAAAUCGAAAACAAAAUCGGACCAAGUAUGGAUCCUUGUAGGACGCCAGAUUUUAUCUGCUGAGGUGCAGACUGUGCGUUGCCAUAGACAGCAGAUUGACAUCGACUCGUAAGAUAGUUCUCGAACCACCCCAGUUCAUGGUUCUUGAUACCAUACCCAGGCAGUUUCUCUAGGAGAAGCUGGUGAUUUACAUUGUCGAAGGCUUUUUGAAAGUCGACAAACACCGGUGCUGUAACACAACCUUCAUCACUGCCUUUCCUAAUACAAUCCGUGAAAUAUGUAACCGCGUCCUCGUAGAAUGAUUUUUCCGAAAACCACACUGGAAGGGAGAUAGCUGACUGGACUUAUCUAAAUGUUGAAGGAGCUGUAUUUGCACUGCUCUUUCAAGGAUCUUCGAAGCCACCGGUAAAACGGAAAUGGGACGGUAGUUAACCAUAUACUUCUUAUCCCCAUCUUCAUAAAGUGGAACCACCCUUGCAUAUUUAAUUUCCAUUCCUCCGACGAAACUGCAGAAGAAAUCGAGAGAUUUAUUAUGGGUGUUAGCGGAGCUGAGAUGCUUGGAGCCGCAUCCUUUAGUGAACGGGCUGGAAUUCCGUCAAGUCCUGCACCUUUCGAUGUUUUUAGCAGCCUAAGUUGACGAUCAACAAACGCAGCUGAUACCGGGUUUCAAAGAGAACAAAGAUUGACUUGAAUUAUUUCUCUUACUUUGAAUUACUGAAUUACUGCUCUUACUUUCUCAACCUCUUAAGCCUUGUUCUCCUUGUUCUUACCUUCUCCGGAUCUGGCUUUACAACCUCUAUCGUUAGCAGGUGCCCAUGAAUGGAACUUUUCUAUACGUGUACUCUAACUUCUCGGCGUUGAGUUUGAUACCUUUCUGCUGACAUCUAAUCAUAAAUCCAUCCAAAUUGCUGUCAUAAUCAGCUUCACAUGUGCCAGAUGAGAACAUCAUCUGCAUUACAUUUUACACUAGGGAGAACUUCUACCUCUUGAUGGAGACGUUUCUGCAACGUUUCACUCGAAACAGUAAGACCAAAAGGGAGCCAACUAUAUAUCGACCAUAUGGCGUAGCAAAUGUCGCGAGAAUACUUGACUCGUAACUCAAGAUGUCAAAAAGCCGAGGCUAAAUCAACCUUUGUAAACACUCUUGCAUCUGUCAAAUCGGGCAACAAAUCAUCAAUGACAGGAAAUUGAUAACGCUCCCUCUUCAAAACACCCGGGUCGAUACAAACACGCAGUUCACCAGACUUCUAAACAGCUACAAGAAUCUGAUUGACCCACUCUGUCGGUUCGUCAACUGGAGUAAUGACUUUAAGACUUCCAACCUUUGGACCUCUUCUUUGAACUUCUCUCGAACAGACAUAGGGACUUCUCUUGCUGGAAGAGCAACAGGUUUGCAAUCCGGGUCAACUUGAAGGUUACCUUUAUCUGGAAGUGUUCCAAGACCUUUGUCAAAAACAUCUGCUUACUUAACUGUGAGAUCAUCAUUUGCAUUCCCUACGACAUUACUGAAGUUUUCCUUGUGUACGGUUAGCUGAUUCAUUUUCUGUGUCGUUAAAGCCAAACAGUCAGGGGUCAAAUCCAACAGGUACCACUUCAGUGCCAUUUCACAUAACAAGGGUUUGCAAACAUGAGUCAAGUUCCUCGACUUCAGCAUACUACAGAGGUAAAAUAUUUGCACUUGCCACCACAAUCAACUUGAAAUUGUUCCGGUUGGUGCCUAACCAGCAUUCUCGCAUCCACGGCUCUCCUUCCCAAGGCCUGUACUCUAACAACGCUGAUCGCCUCUAACUCCUCUUCGCUCUCAAUAUUAUGGACAGGAACUUUCUUACACUUCUUGGCAAAAUGAUUCUUUCUUCCCAUUGCUUACACCUCUUUUCCCAUCCAGGGCACUUCAUCCUAUUAAGUUUACGGUCGUGGCCACAACAUUUGCAGGAAAUUUUCUUUUCUGACCUCCCGUCCGGCACUUGAGCGCAAAGCUUCUUAGUAUUUGACAUGACUUUGAUUUAUGUUAUCCACUGGCCCAGAUAUAACGACUUCAUCUGCAACUCAGCGACUUCCUCACGGCCACACGUCGACGCAGCGAUUCAAGGUAACGGAAGUCUCAUUCUCAGCACCUUCGUGGUCGUAUGUUCGCUAUUAAUUCCAAACACAAUACGAUCAUGGAUUAAACUAUCUCACAAACAACAACAAACUGAAUGGCAUGUUUUCGCCAGAUUCCUAAGUUCGGCAGCAAUUAAAACUAUCACCCGACUUAGUUGGGAGCUUCUCUGGCACAUGAAAACAGUAUCGUUCGUAAAUUUCGUUACCCUCGCCGCGGCAUUGUUUCUCUGUGUUGUGCAUGACAAUUAUGCGCUAAUAAUUUGAGAUGCCCCCUUCGGCGAAAUUAAAUGUUUUGAUGACAAGCAAAGCAUCAUAUCCUAUCACAUGAAUGAAUAUCAAUGAUAGUGGCGCUGAAGGUUGAGAAAUUUCCACCAUAUUUUCCACCUUCACCAGAGAGUUAAUUUGCCGAUUAGCAAAACGCGCGAGACAAAAGAAGCAUAAGUGCUCACUGACCAUGAAAUAACACGACAAAACUUUGCGUAAAACAAGUAUCAAACAAAGCACAUGCAUAUUGAAAUGUAAACAAAGCCUCCACAAUUUCAAUAUUACCACAUUAAUAACCAAUUUUACAGUUUGUAUAAGAUAUAACACGGCAAACUGAUCCUUACAGCAAGACGAUGAACAAUUGAAAGGUGGGUCAAAUAGGGUGAAAACAAGACCUAGACAACUAUGGCUAGACUGCCUCAUUUUAGCAAUCCCAUUUAAAUCCCAUAUCCUUUUUAAAUCCAGGACACUCUGUUUGAGUUUACUCAGCCAAAACAGGAGAUUGAGUAUAUCUCUGCUUUCAAUAUUACAGCCGCUGUUGAAACCCGCCCUUCCCAGUUACACAAUUUUCUUUAUUUCACUCCUUCCCCCCCCCAUCCCUAACAUUUUAUGGGCCUCCUCCCCCGAGCUCUGCGAGAUUCUGCAAUACACGUAUUUGUUUAAAUAUGUUUUUUUGUUGUUUUAUUCGUUUGUUCACUUGCUCAUCGCCUUGCUGUACGGAUCAGUUUGUCGCUUUAUAUUUUAUACACAUUGUUAUUGUACAGAUCCAGGUCUACAACUGUGAGAUCCGGUACCACUCAACGGUUUGUCGCUGUGGAGUUGCUAAUAUCUAACAGUUUACAGUUACAGGCGGAAACGAGGCUGGAGUUGACUUUGUUUUGAUACAACCCUUCCUGCUUUGUUAUGUAUCUAAAUAACGUUUUUCUUAUUUAAGCAUAAUUUCCAUAAAAAAAGGAAGGAGGUUUGUUUCAAAGAGAACAGGUCAACCUCAGCCUCAAGUCCAGUCAAAGGCUAGGAAACUGAGCCCAAAACUGUAAAAUGGUCUAUUACCAACAUAUUCUAUCGGUAGAUAAUUGACGAAUCAACUAUCUCACUGUUUUAGCAAAAAUUUACUUGUCUUGUAUCGCAAAUAGGACAGCACGUUCUGGGGAUUUUUAUGAAAUAUUUACUACGAAAAGGAGAUAGGAUUAUGACUGAACUACGAGUCUGAGUUGAGCUUGAGCGUAAGAUUGAGUUAGGCUUGAGUUACCGCUUUUAGCGUUUAUUUCAUUUUAUUUUUUUAUUAUUUAUCUAUUUUUACACUCUGAGAAUGCAAAUGAUGGCAAAGAUUAUUGGCGUUACACAUAUUUUUAUAGAUCAAGUGCCUAAAUUCAAUUAUUUUUCAAUUUUACAAAAGGGAAAGGGUGUAGACCACACCUCCCCUCCCCUCCCCUGCCUUGGGAUUUCGCCUCUAAGACCCUAGACGCCAGGAACAGGCUAUUGAGAAUAGAAACCUUUAGAUUCAAGAACGAGAACGACUACGACUACGAGAUUUGACUUAAAGUUUUUUCGCGUAUUCUCAAAAUAUAGACUUCCGGGAAAGCUUCAUUUUACCACGAUGAUAUUUCACUAGAAAAGUUAGCACUGUUAUAUUAAGUGAAGGAGAUUGCGCGCUUUCCCGAUCGCAAAAUGAUAAAAAGAUUUGAUAUCUUGUUUUCGCUACAUUAACGCUAAAACGCGUAGUAGAGUGACGACGGCUACCACUUUUUCACGCGCGUACACUACUUAGUGUUGAGAAAAUCUCAUACUCUUAGUCGUGCUCGUCUUAGAAUCUAAGGGUCUCUGUUAGUGACAUUUCGAGUUGCGUUACAUUAUGUACGUCCUGACAAUUAUCACGUGUUUUGGUCAUGUGACGUUGUUGUUGAACUCGGACUCUUGAAUAGAACUUGACUAGAGACUUGUCGAGAUUUAUAUGCGAGAUUUGUCGAGAUAAGUUUGUUUUGUUUUGCUAAGAGCUUACAGUCUUGGAAUAGAAACAACAGUUUCUAAUAAGCAAAUUAUUUCAAUACUCAAGGAACGUAUAAUUACAAGAGAGGAUAAAGGGGACAGAGAAGGCAUCCCCCAUACACACAACAGGGGUCUUUUUUGCAUGAGCAUGCGCGACCGCUGAACAAGCGAUGUGCAUGGAGGCUCACCACAGGGUUUGCCUUCAUCAAAAUGGCGCGUCUCAAAGCUAUCAUAGCGAUUAUUUUGCUCGUUGGUCUUGGCGAAUGUGCUCGUGAUUUAACAAAAUGUGUAGUUUGCAAAAAAAACUCUAACAUGGUCUUAACAAAAGCGAAGUAGACCGGCUUUAACAUACAUGAGCUACUAUCAAAUUUCAUCUCCCCACUUGACCUGGACAACAGCGCACGUAUAUGUAGUUCCUGGAGGAUUGCACUGACCUCAUCAAAGUCUAAACAAAGUGCAGAAACGUUUGUUGAUGCAAGUAAACACUUUCAAUUUUCCUUGUUUUGAAAUUGGAAAGGAAAAGAAAUAUUUAAAAAAAAAAACAUAGCAAAUUUCAGCGAGUGGGUUCGAAGUGCGCGAAAGCCGAUGUUCAGUUCAGCAGUGAAUUAAUAUAUGUUCUACAAUUUUCCCAGCACUUUAAAGCUACAAAAUUAAGAGCACACGAGACGUAGAUUAGUCACCUGGUGAGAUGUUGGUGGUAGUCACCCUGUAUGUCUCGAACAAUAACAAGAAUGAAUAUCAAUGAGACACAGUCAAAACUGCAUUCAAUAGGACCGAAAUUUAAGUCCAAUCUUGUGACCGAUUUGAUGAAACAAACGGGUAGGUUUCCCAAGAAGUACAGUAAACAUGUGAUGACGACCAAAAGUUAAAAAUCAUUGGAACUUUUAAGUUCUGGCCAAAAGCAAAUUCCUGUAAAAGAUGCGUUACAAUGUUAGUCCACGCAAAAACAAGAAGUUCUACAAUUUUCCUAUAAACAAACUUUGUAUCGCUAAAAUACUUAAGGCAAAAACUUUCUAUUCCAACUGAAAACGGCGUGGUAGUCGCCCGCUGAUCGUUAUUAAUCCACUCCCGAAAUAUGGCUAAAUCAGCUAUUAACAAAUUAUUGACAGAAAUCCUCUACGGCAUCGAGAAACUGAUUUACAUCCGAUUUAUAGACAAACAAUAAAUAAAGAACAUUUUGCUCAAUAGCUACGCAUCAGGAAUGCAUUCUAUGCCAAACUUUGCGGUUCUUAAAGGGGAAUCAAGAUACUAGUUGAGCGCCAAACAUCAACAAGCAGCCAUGUUCGUGUCAGACAUCCUUGAGAAACUUGCUCUUUCACCUCGUUCAGCGCACCAGUCUCCACUUUAAAUCAACAGAUCUUUACUACUUUGUACAACGAAGGUCUUUCCUAAGUUCCUGCUACCAUUUCAAUCUCAAGCAAGAUUUCAAAGUGAGCAAUUUGGUUCCUAUGACUAUGCAGCACGGUUGCUGUCACUGGUCGCGUGCUCUUUGACAAGUCAGCGGUCGCGCAUGCUCAUGCAAAAAAGACCCCUGUUCAUACACACCCUAUUCGAAAGGUAAUUCGUCUCGAGUUAUUUUUAAGACCACAGAUCCCAAGGGGGAUUAGACAACAGCCAAUCACAUAGCGCGACUGUGUUCCGAGUGGAUGACCCACGCUCAGAGCCACGCGUCCUUCACGAACUGACGCUGAAAAAAAUGGCGGAAGACGCAAAGAGCGAUAUUGCUAUUCGUUUUGUCGACGAAGACGACUAAAGAGAGAUUUCUACUAAAGCGGUGUCAGCGAAACGGAAAUUAAAAAAGAAUCGCCCUUCCUCUCUUGUAUAGAGCUAACAGUACGGCAGGGAAAUCCUGAAUAUUCUCUCAGGAUCAUUUAUAAUUUACAGUUUGAAGAGAGCAAUUUCUGGUCUGAUAUUUAUUCUUUUAUUAGUCCUUUAUUAUUCAACAAAAAUAACACUUGGCGUCCUACUUGCUUUAAUGUACAAACGACCGGUUUCAAUAGACCGGCGAAAGUUCUCAUUUUAUUAAAGCACUGAGGUUACGGCAACUUCGAGUUAAACUGAUUUCACGGGUUGUCAAAGAGUCCAGCGAUUCCCUUUUCCCAGGUGAGCGCCGACUCAUUUCGCUUCAAUAUUCAGAAAUGCUCUCGAUCUCUUUACGCUUUCAUUGUCUUUCGCCCGACAUGUUUUGCACGGAGUGUUACUCAUGCGAAACCUCCACGAAACAUCCACGCAGCGCGCGCGAGGUAACUUUAUCCCGAUUCUAAAAAUAAUUUAAGACGAAUUACCUAUGGAAUAGGGUGUGUAUGGGGGAUGCCUUGUCUGUCCUCUUUAUCCUAUCUUGAUGAUUACCAUCGCUUAGUUCCUGUUGCUUGGGAAGACUUACAAGACCUGAGAGGAACCUCGGAAAUUUAUUCCAUGACCGCGCUUUAAAGUCGAAAAAUUGUAAUUAUAACAAAAGCAUCAUUUACAUAGAAUUUUUAAAGAACAACAACUCGAAAAAUAUUCUGUUUCCUUACUACGUGUGUUGCGAAUUGCCUGGAAAAUGAACACCCUUAGUGAAACAGAUCCUGGAACUACUUCGUGCGCAUCGCUUUGUGUUUGUAUUGCAGAGUCGAGCAAACUGUCAUUCCAUCAUCUUGUAAACCUGGUAAAAUACGCCCUUUCAUGGACUUUCUUUCACACCGAGCAUUAGAUAAUAAUUUACCAAGAUCGCACAACACUUUGAUAGGUCAAGUUCAUAGUCGAUUCUACAGUAAACAGAGGCGACUCGUGCGAUCGGCUGUAAAAUUUUCGCUUCACUUACCAUCGCAAAUAACUCCUCCGAGCCCUGUGAACGAUGCUGAUGUUUUCAGACCCUUUUCACAGGAGUUGAUUUGGAUAGGGGAAAGCUGUUAUCCAAAAAUCGUGGUUUCUGGACUUAUUUUGAAGAUAAGAAGUGAAGAUACGCUUCUUGAGAAAAGAUGUAUUUCAUUGCCUUUUCAGACAAGCAUUUUGAUUCUCAUCGAGAACCAUCGACGAAAGAGUCCGAAAAAUGGUUAUCUUUGUAUGCUGAUUGACUCCGAAGUAUACUCUAUUGUUACUUACUCACUUUCGGAAAACUAAGUAUGCUGAUUGGCUCCGACGUAUAUUCUAUCGUUGCUUACUUACUUUCGGAAAACUGAUUCGAUGCCAAUAGUGACUCCUGCGCAAGCGCAGUAGUCACAAAAAGCACUAAUGUAAAUUUUAAAAACUAAACGGAGAAAAAAAAAUUCUUUAGAAAAAAGGCAUUCUUUGGUAACUCAAACUUAACUCAAACUCAACUCUAACUCAACUCAAGCUCGUAACUCGAUAAAUAGCAGAUCCCCAUCAAUAGUUUGAUGCAAGCAAUUGCAAAACGGGAAGAACGUAUAGGCUUUGAAAAGUUAACAAAACCCCUGGAAUAUCACGCUUCAGAACAAGAGCGCUGAUUAUUUUUGUCUGGAACAGAGUUACUUCGAGCCAUUUCGGACGUCUUUUUAAGACACCAUGCAUAUGGUAAUCAGCCACUUAUAAAACGAUACAGUAAAGUAAAAUUAACGUAUACCUAAUUUCCUCUAGAUGUGAAUGAGUGUACUCCAGUGUAUGUGGCCAGCCUGAACAGAACUAUUAUUCCUGCCGGAUGUGAUCAGCUUUGCCACAACACACAAGGGAAUUACUCCUGCAGCUGUAACCAUGGAUACCGUCUACUCUACGAUGGCAAAAGAUGUCGAGGUAUUUAAGAGUGACAUUUGUUACCCCCACAAAGCCACUGUUUUCUGAUAGUCUCUUCAAAAUCCUGCAGAUAACUGAUGAUAUUUUAAUACAAACAAAUUUAAUUUUUGAACAACACAGAUGCAGACGAAUGUCUCUCGGGAAGCCACUCUUGUCAGCACAUUUGCCAUAACACACCUGGAUCUUAUGGCUGCUCUUGUUUCUCCGGAUACAGACAAAAACCGGACAUGAGAACAUGUGAAGGUGAACGCCUAAACUUUUUCUCUCUGAUCUUUAAAACAAAAUAUCUACCUUACUCUUGAUUCUGUUGAUUAAAUGCCCCUUGACGCUUAAACAUUAACUGCUUAGUGUAACCCACCAUAACGAACUGCGCAAAGCGGGGAAUCUAACCGACACAUUGUUCAUUGGGAGAACGGCUGAACGUGUGAUGUUGAUGCCCUACAAACGCAAAUUUGUCCCAAGGAUUUUGUCCGGGCAUUCAUUACCAGAGAUGCAAUGCUUUUUGCUUACAACUGAUCCAAUCUAAUCCUGAAACGUACGCAGGGAAUACUAUUCCCUGUUCAAGCAGCCAAAAAAGGGGCGUAAAAAACUCUCCUCUGAAUUCCAGCACCAGGUAUUUGUAAUAAUAACCAUUAGUUUUUUAUCGAUAGGGCUUCCUUGCAAGACUAUCAAGGCUCCGCCGAAUGGACGCAUGACUUGUAGCGGCUUAGUCACCAACGAAACAUGUUUGUUUUCCUGCAAUGAUGGCUAUGAAAUGCAAGGCUCUGAAAGACGAACCUGCUUGAAUUCUGCAGAAUGGGACGGUGAUGAGACAUUUUGCAAAGGUGAGCAAAGACGUAGUCUCUGUGAAACUUAUCUGUAAUUAAACUUUUUUUUAUAGUUAUAUAUUGCUAAAUAAUGAGAUAAAGCAAUCCGAACCUAAGCUUACCCAUACACCCUCUUUUAUAAGAACGUCAAUUUUUCGAGUUGAGCCUGGACCUUUCUUAUUUUCUGAGCAGUUUCAGCCUGGAAAUGUUCUUACGAAAUAUAUUAUAGUUUUCACAUUUUUAAUAAAUUUUACAAGUACAGUAUAAAUGUAUUGUUAGUCUCGCUUGCGUAAGCAGCGAAACUCAUAAUCUGCAGGCCGUUUUUCUUCGUAUUUAAGACACAAAAGGGGAGUCAUUGUGCCAGGCGUUCUUAGCGGAAACCGUGGAAACUGGGAAAAAGAAUCUUUUCUUCACCGAAGCCACGCACUUUUUGCGAAGAAAGCUUAGGAAAGAUUAAAUUUAGAGCUUUUCCGAAAAGUGUCGGUCCACGAAUUCUAUCGCUUGAGAGCGUUGAUUACUUUGGAACAAGUGAACACUACUGAGUCGUCGAAAAAAACUAAGAAUCGUAAUUAGCAAAACUGCGAUGGUCGGGUGUUGUAAACUUUCAUUGUAUGGAAAUGAAUCUUGUGAUGGGCACGCGGUUUAUUUUUGGCGAUGAUUGAAAUGACGUGUCAUGUAGAUCACCUUUUUGAUCUCUGGCGAAGAUGUAAUUUCUCUGGAGUCGAGGCCAUUGAAUUUUCGUGUAUUUAUACAGGCGUAUAGCCUGCGUCCGCAGACGUAUUUCUGGUUGUCGCCAACACACGUAUUAAAUCAAUUCAGAAACAAAUAAAAAGUUAUUAUCCUGAAGAACAAUCGACGUCGAUAAAGUAAGAAGUAAAAACCUUCAGCGAUUAAAUCCUGUCUCGUGUACAAUUAAUCGUCUCCUCAUUUGUCCAUCUAAUCUCCAAGCAAGCGACACAGGCGCCCCUGUAGGAGCGUUCUUGUUGAUCAUAAACAAGAGAUAAUGAGCUAGCUCAUCCACUCUUGUCAUAAACAAUAGGAAUGUGUUGAAAAAGAACAAAAUUUUUCAUACACACUAACUUUUGGACAUCAUAUGAUUCAGGUUACUUUUCUGGAUUUAGAAAGUAAAAGCCCAAGUUAAAUAUUAGCCUGCGAUCACAGACGUUCCCUCUUCCCUUUUUGUUUUGGAGGCGAGGGGUUCUUUUUUUCUUUUUUCUCCUACGCCGACUCUAUCCCCGAAAGAAAGAACUCCUGAUCGUAGAUUCGAUAGUCAGUUGCUUGUUGAAGCAUUUAAAAAGAAAAAUUAAACUUAAAAACGUUACUCGACGUUUCGAUGUAUCACACAUCAUUAUCUAGAGUGAGAAAUGUUAAGUUUCAAAGACACCAUGCAAAAGGAAUAUGAGGUCGAGAAUACAACCCUCACGGACAAUUUCUCGGUAAUCAAAAAUGCGGAAACAAAUUGGAAUGCGUUUCCUUCGAGAUGCUAUUUAUACAAGAACGCAAACCAUCAUUGAAUGCGCAGUCGGAUUCGAUUCGAGCUAAGCUUUCAAUUAAGUAAUACAUAACCAUGAAGCAUGCACGAAUACGAUAUAAUUUAUUCAAAAUUCAGCUCUUUCACAACUUGGAUAUUUAAUAUUUCCCAAUCUUUAUAAUGGUGUGUGAUACAUGGAAACGUCGAGUUUAAUUGUUCUUGAUCGCAGGUUAGUGAAAAAUAAAUUGUUGUUCUCUUAGCCUCGGGUAUGCUCUUAGCGUCUUCUUAAUCAUGAUUUUGGCAAAUUUCAGGCUGAACGUUCUUAUAAAAAAGGAGUGAUAUUUGGCGGGUAAAUAAGAGCUUUAUUCCUGAUUGGGUAUUUGUUGAGCAAUGUCACAAAGCAAACUUCUUUCACCUCACUCUUGUUUUUAUCUCAGUGAAAAGUUGUGGUCGACUGGACCUUCCAGCUAGAGUACUAGUUUAUCUUCCUUGUUACUCCACAUUUGGCUCAAGAUGUACACUUGGCUGUGUGGAUGGCUACUUUGGCGUUGGUAGUGAUCGUGCUACUUGCCGCCUGAAUAAAUCAAGCGAAGUUGAGUGGGACACAGGAAACUUUACUUGUAAAGGUUAGUAUCGCUAAGGUUUUAACAGUAAUUUAUGUGUUAAUGAUAUAUGAAAUAAAUCAUAUAUGAACUGCGGAAAUGAAAUGAAGAUGAAGAAAUGAUCGUCGCAGUGAACGCAAUUUAUGCAAUUGCGUAAAGAAGCCUGAAAAAAAAAUUCAGGACUUCAACGGGGUUUGAACCCGUGACCUCGCGAUUUACCGGUGCGAUGCUCUACCAACUGAGCUAUGAAGCCCCUGACGUGUGGCUUCAUAAUUUCCAGAAGUAAAACGCCUGUUCAUUUGAAUCCUUAUAUCAAAUUUAAAUGUAAAGGCCUAUCUUUCUUAUACUAUUAGAAAAUAUUUUUUAUAUAUUUUUAGCCAAGUGAUGAUAUGCAUCUGCCUGUACAGCGCAACCUGAUGGUGGUCAAUCAAGAAAACUGUCGAAAAUUAAGAAAAGUGUCUUAAUUAAAAGUAUAUCUCCUUUGAUUUUCACUGCAUUGACAAGUAUUCUGCUUUAAUUUACUCUACUAACCAUGUUUCUGGUGUUUGAAAACAUAGAGAUGCGAACCUUUGUAGAGCAGUUUAAUUUACAGAUAAUGUUGUUACAUCCAUCGAUCAUUUUACAGCAUCCCUCCUUGUGUUUUCUUCCUUUGAAUGAAAUGAAAGGAUGAAAAAAAAAACGAAAAUGACCACAAUGUAUUUCUAUUUAUUUUCGAAAGGUUGGAUAACCAACUUCAUGCUUUCUUUUUUCUCAGAGAUAAUCCUCUGCAAACCUAAUCCUUGUCUUCAUGGUGGCCAGUGCAUAGUUAUUAGCUCAAGACAAUUUUCUUGCGAUUGUGAGAAAACUGGAUAUGAGGGCAACCUGUGUGAAAGGGGUGUUGUAAGUCCUCCUGUUUUCCCCAAACUAAUUCCUGGUCAACCCUCCGAGAUACUGGAAGUGUGCGCAAAGCCAGAAAAUUCAUUGACAGUUAAUUUACUUCCGACCACCAUGAACUUGUUCAUUCAGCCUGAGAAGCUGAUAAUACAGCAUCCUGCAUCAAAGGCAGAAUUUCAAAUAACAGGUUACAAUUCUGGGGUUGGAAUAGUGAUGUAUAGUCUUGAUGGAGUAAACAAGUAUGAUUUCACGGCUCCACCCAAUAGCGUCGUAUUUAUAGGUCGUAAUGUCUCAAGUCAAGAUAGUGUUUACACCAAGCUUGGUCUGUUAGCGGGCGAGUUACCAGUUGGGUGUCAACGGAUGGAAAUCAAGAAAUUUCCAGCAUUUGAUGUUAAAAUAGCGUUUUGUGCAAACUCGACCGCAUCAAAUCCACUUGUAAUUGAACCCGGUCCAGUCCACAUUAUUACAUUUGACAACAAGACGAUCCCUCUCAGCUUAGCAGGCUAUGACUUUUCUUCGGCACCUCCAUCACAAAAAAAUACAAUGGAAAGAUUGAUUAGACUCACAAGCAUAUCAGAUGCCUGGCAAACUGGCAAUCAAAUGUCUGAUUGUUACAAUAUCGGAUUUACAGGAAAAGACCUCAUUGAAUUUAUACAAACAGAGGCCUUUUCGAGGUCCUUUUUGAGAUACAUAACGGAUCAAUUGCCGUUGUGGUUAAGAUUGGGGGUUAGAGAGGAACAAAGUAACCUGUUCGACAUAGGGAACAUCCAGUCUAAUCUUUUUCUAACAACAGAUACCCACCUCUCCUACCCAAUCUGCAAAUUUCCCGCCCACAUACAAUCCACAUUGGUCCUGUAUCGUCCAACGUUGAAUUACAACAUCUCAGUUGAAAACAAUCAUCUUCUGUUGUCAAGCAAAGGGUCUUGUUUCGCUGCUGACAUUUCCGAACCUGGCGUUUUUCUAGCGUUCUCCCAGCGAGCGAGGAAACAAUUUACAACCAUGCAAUUUAUGCAAGACCUAACUUUAGGAGGGUGGAAACUUCUGGUGUCUUCCUUUGGUUUUACCACUCCACGAGGAAACAACACUUUUGCAAACAGUGUACCAAAUGGUCACUUGGUUGGAAAUUUCUCCGAUUUCUAUUAUAACUGGUGGUUGCAAGGAAGCGCAAACGUCGAUCUAAGCAACGAAGAUCAGGCUGUAAAUAUGAAAAUGAGUGGAGACGUCUUUGCUUUCACGGAGGACUUAGAUGCGGUAAGUACAUAGUUUUCUUAAGCUGUAAGUUUUCAGCAAAAAAUAACUUUCACAUUUCCUUUCAUAUUUUUCAAUAAGCUGCAGCAUUUUCCACAGGUUGUUAAAAUGCUCUAUGUACAAAGUAGCUGUACUAUUCCGGUUUAUUUUAACCCAAGAUCUGUAAACAAAACGUUUUUCUUGUAGGUAUUUACCAGUUAUUUCUCGAAGCCAACAAGAUUUGUCUUCCGUGGAUCAGUUGAGUUCAACAUUACCCUUCAUAGCCUUGGUAAAACAGUACCUUUAACCUUUUACUCAAGCGACGUUACUGGGAAAGCACAAUUUGGAGGUGAAAAAUGCUACUCUUAAUAAUUGAAAAUAAUAGCUAAUUAAUUUUAUUCUAUAUCUCUCAGACAAAACACUCCAUGAAUGACGUAGACCAGUUUCUGGUUUAUUAGAAGUAAUCUUCUUGUAUAGACUGCAAGCCCUUCCUUCCCUUCGCAUAACUUAAAGGCACUGUGUCACGAUGGUGCGCAUGUGUGAGCUGUGACAGUAGCUAAUUGUUUUUAAACCAAUCGGAAGCGAGUAAGAUGCACGCCAGGAAAUUUGUUUGUUCGAUUUUAUACAUCCCUAUAAUUCAUAUUCAUUCUCUGGUAUUCCUCAGAUAUAUGUUGCAGCCGAUAAGAAUAACAUUAACAACCCUGUCCUGCUUUGAAACAAACAUUUACCUACGUGUAUUUUCACAUACCCAAGAUAGCAAACCAGUCUCCGAUCCGCCAACAAAAAUAAUUUGUAAACAAAUCUUACUGGUCUCUCUGUUUGAGAGAACAACGCAAAGUUAAGCAUAAACAGGAGCCCAUCACUAUGGCAUAAAUUUCAAUUGCUUAUCAGCAAAUAAACAAAUUCCUUCCCAGUCGUUGCGCGGGUGUUUCGCAAAACAAACGUUAUCGAUUUCAACACAUAAAGAAACCAGAUAAUAAACGGAACACUCAGGUAACAAUUUAUCUUUUAAAACAUCAAUUCUAAAACAUUUCCUCUCAUACAGCAAAGAUACAAGGAACAUUCCGAGUGAACCACAUCGAUAGGUUAUAAAGAUCGCGCGGCCUGUUGUAAAAAAUAUAAGUAGUUUCUGGUAUGCAACUACAGAUCGGAGUCGUAAAUCGAACUCCCGUUAAAACGUUUCGUGUUCGAUGGAUUCUUUCCCCAAACCUUACAUGACUUCCUGUACAACAAAAGAUUGCUGGGCUUUCUCCUCUCUGAUUCCAAGCACACGAGAGGAUAAAUUGUUGCAGACAAUCGGAAGUCAUGUCCAAGGGGGGGGGCGCUCCCAUAUGAAAGGGCCGGAAAUGCUCGUCGGAAAUUUUGAAUUAAGCGCCUAAAGGAGACCAAUCUGGGCGUAGCUCAACCUUUUUUUGACCCCUAAAGGCGAUCAUUUUAAACUUUGAUUACAUGAAUCGGGUUAAUAAAAUGAAUUGAAAAUAUAUAAUUUUUUUAAUAUUUCUUCGCGUGCAACCCUAUCAGAGACCUAAAACACCCUAAAAGAGACCGAAAAGUGAAAUUUACACCCCUAAGCGAGACGACGAGCAUCUCUAUCCCUGUCAUAUGGGAUUCCCCCCUCCCCACCUCCCCCCAACUUUCUUUACAUAUUUAACGUUCAAAAACUAUCUGGAAAAGGUAGCAAUCGGGUCAGUAAAUUAACCGUUAACAAUAGAUGUUUUCUCUUUCAAUGUCAGGAGUCACGUUUUUGGCAUCAGGUUUCAGUGAUGACUGCCAAGUGCCACAGGGAUUCGUUUUCGCUCUUGAACGAUCCUCAAAAAUUUUCAGUGCAAGUCCCUUAGCUUAUAUCAUCAGGCCCGAUGGUGGCCUGAAAUAUCUGCAAAUCUACUAUUCAGUGACUGGUGGCCACGUAGUCUCAGCGCAGGACAAUAAAAACAACCUAAGGUUUGUGGAAUGGCAAGCGCAAGAAAUUAAACGUACUCUCCUUGCUGUUGGAAGAACUGUACCUCAACUGCAAUUCAUCACAAGGAGAUGGGAAGCAGUAGCAGACGAGAUGUUAGCUGAUGUGACCAAAGCUCGACACCUUCUCUCCUCAGCUUCCGAUUGGCUGGAGCUGAAAGUGCUUGUGAAGCAGCUGGAUGACGACCUUGAUGUCACAUCUCGCGCGUUUGACCUUCUUAUUGCUAAGCUGCAGCCCUACAGGAAUCAAACAAGAGUAAACAGUUUUAUCCAAAGUUUCAUUAAAUUAGGGGCAGACCUCCCCAAGGCUAUCUCUCUUUCUUUCUCCAAGUCUGUUAUUCAGCAGAACUUUAUAGGUUUGCGAUUUCUUUUGACUGCUCAAAUAUGCCACAAAGAGCUCUGCUUUGCAAACAUAGACUCAAGUAUCUGGUCCCUGAAUGGCAGCGAUUGUCACACCAACCCAUCAAGGCAAGAAACUGGUUUACUUGUUGAAGGAACUGCUCUGAAUACUAUCUCUCUCGGUAGUCUAAUAACACUUCCAGCCGGUGGAACGUUGGAAAUGUUCCUAUCGCGUGAUCAUGACCUUGUUUCCACAACCUUUAAGGCUGUUGUUCACCUACUCGGAAUAAAGAAACACGCAAUGGUAAAAAUUGCUGGAAGUGAGUUAUCCUUUGUCAUCUCAGGCAAUAUGUUUGGCGGGUUUGACGCUAUGUUAAAUGUCACAGCUCAAAUUGAUAACGUUAUUGACUGGGAUUCCAUUGUAUUUAGAGUGGAAGGUAAGAUGAAUAGGUCGUCACACCUCCAUUCCCUUCUCGAAAAGAUGAUAAGAAAUGAAACUACUAUGGCAGCGAGAGAUGCAACACAAAGAUUAGCGUACUCUCAUUCAGCAUACGUUGAUGCAAAAAGAAAAUCAGACUUCGUUAAAGACGUCCUAAGGUCAAAACAGUCAGUUGUGGACAAACUGAAGGUCUGGAAAGAAAAUGCUGCUGAGGAGCUCCGUCUUGCACGUCUAGAAUACCAUCUUGCUAAACUACAAUUUAAUAGAACCUUCUACUUUCUCGAGAACGUCCAAGGCUACAUUUGCGAGAUACAAGAGUGUAAUUACACUUGUUUAAAUGGCUGUGUCACUCCGGACCUUUGCCAGGAUCCAAUAAAUAUAACUUAUCUUCAACGGCAAUGCAACACAGUUGACAAACCAAUAACAAUUAACGUUAUACAGAGGGAGAUUGAAAAACGCAGUUUCACAGUUCCUACAUAUAAAACCGUCCACAAUAGUAACUGUAAGUGGAGCAAAUAUACAGGUAUAAAAGGCUUCUUUGUAGGUUUGAAGGAGUUAAUAUUUGGUUGCUCUGAUACUUCCAAAAAAGUGCCAGCUGAACCUCAAAUUGUAGAGUACGACCAAAAAAUAUAUAAAGUGAAGUCAGUGGAGCAGAUCAUUAAAGAAGUGAAAUGCAAUGGUCACACAAUGAGGACAAAGCCAGGUGGAUACGGACCGCCAUACCAAUGCUGCAAGCAGUAUGGGUGCAAAACUAAAGUAAUGGACCGACGGUGCAUCUUAGGCAAUGAGAAAUGUCUGCUAUCCAUGACAGAACUCAAGUUCACGCUGGAUGCCCUGAAUGAAACAUUGCAAUCAGAAUUCCUGUCUUUAAGAUCCUGUGUGAUGAAGGUCAAAGAAGCGACUUUUUCUUUCGAAAAAGUCAGAGUCCUUCAUAAGAAUGCUGUUUCUCAGCUGAAACAUAUAGAAGCACUUCUGAAACAAAAACUGUCAGUUGUGGAAAUCACAAAUGCUUCCAUGAUUCACACUCGAAAGAUUGUUGACUUUGGGUUGCAAAUAGCACAGGUCAUGAACUCUUCAGAUAAUGGAAGAGUUGUAGAAGUUGACGAACUGCACUUUUCUCUUCCCGUGGUAUCGGGGGAUGCCAAACAGAUUGUUUUCCAAACUAAUGCAAGCACACUUGGUGGAAAAAAAGUGCCUGUCCGCUUUCUUCUUGAUUUCGACCAAGUGAAACGUUCAAUUUCUUCAGCAUCCAAGGACAUUAUUGUCGACUUAUUUGGUGGAAAACGCGCAAGAAGAAAGCGAUCAGCAGCAGAAGAAGAGUCUACACAUUCUUUGCAUUCGGGCGGCUUUACAGAUUACCCAUACGUGUGCCUUUUUGUCAACAAUACACACUUAUACUUCAGCUACAUGUUCAAAUCUUUGCAUACCCUUAUUUCUUCCGUCAAAGUAUUAAACCAGCAGUUGACAUUUGGAAUUCAAGGCCUUGAGCAGCUAUCCCAGACAAUGAAUGCUACCGGUUCGUUGUUCAAUGCCUCAAAAAUAGCAAGUAACUUCAGUAAUGAAUAUCUAAACAGCUCUUUCAUAACAGGAUUCCUAGAAGUCAUACAGGUGUUAAAAGACGAGAAUAUCAAGAUGAUGAAUGAUUCUUCUCAAUCUUGGAACGACACCUUUGAGGCUUGGAGAGCUUUUCUGGAGGUUUACACCUUAGAAAAAGGUUUUGAAGAGUGCUCCGGCACACAAGACUGCAUUAUAUACUUUUUUGACGGAGCAAAGGAAUUUUAUGAGUUUGAAAACAGUCGGAGGGCACUUGAGAUAAAAGACGCCCUUCCUCGACUUCAAAACGUGAUUCAGUCAUUAACAACUAAAGCCUUGAGUAUGGAGGAAGCAGAGCAAAUUCUCGUUCACGCCGACCACUUAUUGAACAAAACGCUUGAUGACUCCGUUUUGUGUGGUGGAUCACCAAGCAUAACGUGGUCGUCUCAGGGAGAUGUUAUUAUUUUCCCUGGAGAGAGUCUUUCUCUAAACUGUAGUGCAAAGGCCGAAGAGAGCCUAACAUAUGCUUGGCGACGAAACGGUAAGAUCAUUAGCAAAUCAACAUAUGGAGGUUUCUCGCUAGACGCUGUCACCAAGGAUAAUGAGGGAGCUUAUGUCUGUGAGGUUUCCAACAAUAAAGGAAGCACUUUGUCCAAUGUCACAAUAGUCAAAAUUCAUAGCAAACCUGUAAUCACUGAACAUCCACAGCCACAAAGAGUAGUCUUUAGAAGCCAAAUACCAGUGACAUUUAAGUGCAAUGCAACUGCCGAGCCAUCGCCUACUUUCCAGUGGUUCUUUCAAACCACAACAUCAUCCGUUAUUAGAAUCAACGAAACCAGACUUGUGCUAUACAUCGCCGACCCUCGUCUUAACCAGGAGGGUUAUUACUUUUGUGAAGCAUCUAAUGAACACGGUAGAGCAGUCAGUCAAAGAACCCGACUAGAUGUGUUAAACUACACAGUUGGCCUUCCACGAUUACUGAUUACUUUUAACCUGACCAACCUCUGUUGGCUAACAUCUAAUUCUUCCAACAGUUCUACCUUAGAUUCUCAGUUAUGUGAUGGAUUACCUUCAUCACUGGACGAUAAUCUGACUGACAGCCUCCUAAAUUCUCUGGCAACAUCGCUGAAUUUGUCCACCUCGUCAAUCUCUGGACUGACGUACUAUUCCGAACAUACGUCAAAACUAUAUUUGUCAUUCGUUAUUGACUUUGAAAAAGAAUUGUCAAAAGACGAAAACUUUACAAUCUUUACAAAAGUAGCUGAAGCGAUUGCUAUUGCUGACGCAAGGAUGGUCGAGAAACUUCAAAAGUUCAACUCAGACGUGCUUAGCAGGACCUUUAAAGUUUCUUGGAACUCCGCAACUCUGAUUGGAGAGCCUGGAAGUAUAUUUGCUUACCCGUUAUCACCAGAAUGCCCUGAGACACAGUUCCUUAGUGAGCAAGGUUUCAUCUGUGGUGAGUUGCGUCUUCUUACAUUGGUCACUUUUCUAAUAUAUGUGUUAAAAAGAACAAUAUCGUAAAUAUCAUUUGUCUCAACAUUCAGCCACACACACUAAGGAUGCGUCAGGCGACAUAGGCACCUGUGCCUGUGUUUUGUAAGUGAUCUUUUUUUUUAUCAAGCGAGUAUAUAAGCCCUGUUCAAAUUUCGCUUGUUUUGCAAAGACAUUUGUCAACAGGAAGCCAUUCCUAGUGCGAACAUUUUUCACCUACCGAAAUUUUCUCAAGUGUCAUCAAACGUCAAAGAUGCCGUCGAGAAAGUUUGGAUGCCACAAUUUUUUGUCAGGCGACAAAAUCGUUUGUUCCUUGACAGCUAUCCUUCGUCGGGUCAUCUUAUUUCGCGAACGUGGCUAAUUCAGUUAUAGUUCCUUUCAUUGACGUUUUUGGUUUCAUGAAAACUUUUGGUGCCUCAGGUACGAUCAAGGUUAAUUGGUAACUACAAAAUUUUCAAGUUACUUGCAAACGGCAAACUCUUUUUUUGUUGUAGUGUAAAAGGACCUAAAGCGACUCAAAAGCUGACCUUUCGAGCGCUAGAUAGCCGCACGUCAGAAUGAACCGGUUAAAAUCUAUACAUGCAUGUGUACGACUCUGUUUUUCUUGGUAGACUUCGCUAAAAGAACUAAGUGAACUAAAAAUUGACCUCGAUUCAUCAAGUCAAUAUACAGCAGGACGCAGUUGGAGAAGUAUAGAGAAAUCAAUAACGCUACCUAGUAGAUAGAAAUUAAUCUGAUGUUUAAUGUUCGAUCUACCUUUGGAAAAACUGGGACAAGAAGAAUCGCGUCACCAUGUAGAUUUUCUGUCUCGCCCGUUAUCUCCGUUAAUUGUUUGGCCCCGACUUGAGAGAGAGCUUUCCAAGAAAAACGACAUUUUUUCUCAUGUUUAAAAAUCCUAAUACAUAUCACGUUAAGCUGGCUUAACUCGUUCGCAGUUUUGUUUUGUUUUGUUUUUUUUCAAUUACUCUCUAAAGAGAACUGUCUAAGUUAUCUAUUUAUUUUAAGCUUAGUUAGACAUGUUAUUUCUUUUAGCCAACUGCCCGGCUGGUUUAUACUACAGCCCUGAAAACGGCACCUGCGUUGAAUGUCCACAUGGUACAUACCAAACAAACCAAGGUCAAAAAGAGUGUAUACACUGUGGCCAAAACCUCACAACAGCUAUGAAAGGAACUGUAGAAGAGAAAGACUGCAUUGGUUAAGUGUCCGACUUUUAUUAUUUGCGCGCGUAGUGAUUGCUUUGCCAUAUGUUUACUGAAGGUUUCAUUUUAUCAAAGGUCGGCAAAUAUCUUCGCUCGUUCUUUCUUUUUUUUCCACAAAAUUCCAUGUGUAAUUACACGGCAUAUUAAAAUCAAGAGAGGAUCGCUGAAGUACAAAGUGAGACACAGCAAAAUGCUUCGGUGCAUUUAUACAUGUUUGUCAAAAAGACGUCAAAUUUUGUCAUUCUUUUGUGUGCAUGAUAUUAAGUGCCCGGUCCUCAGUACCUAGCUUCAAGGUAAAAUUUAUUUUGGAAUUCUGCAAGUGCAAUCGAGGCAAAGAGAGCUAAAUAAAUAUAAAAGAAAAUUAGCAUUGCUUUCAUUUUACAAUAAGAUGUAUAAAUUGAUAUUAAGUGUCCGGAUCAAAUGCCCCGCAAGUAAUUGUGUCGCACCAAAGCUGGAUAUGCCGAGAAAGAAAAGUAGCGUUAGUCUACUUUUGUUCGGCAGUUUCCGUUUGGUACAGCACGAAGUCGAAUUAUCAGUCUUUCCUCUCCAGCCUUAGAUAUGUUGCAGCCAGUGUUUGAACUGGGCCUCAACCUCUUUAAUGUAACUAUUAAACUGUUCUUCGUUUCUUAGCUGACUGUUCGAGUGGUUCAUUCGCAACACUGAACAGAAAGUGCGUUUUGUGUCCUCGCGGAACUUACCAACCCUCAAGAGCUCAGCUAUCUUGCAUACCGUGUGUUCAAAACUUGACUACCGCAACAACUGGAACGGCGAACAAUAAGCACUGCAUUGGUAAGAGUCAGGAGCCCAUCAAAUGGAGCCUCCAUCUCCAUUAAUUUCUUGAGUCAACCCUUUCCCGAGUAGAUUUAUAAAUAGAACGGCUAGUUUCCCGCGAAAAGUGUCAUAUUUCCGUGAGUCACUUAUGUCACCGUGAAAAAAUAAAAUUGGCUGAAGUCGAACUCAGAAGCCCGUCUUUCGACCGUUUUCCUUUAUUCCUUUACGUCCGUUUUUACAAUUUUACAGCCGCUGGGAUCUGGGUAUUAUGAAAUAAAAGUUAAUGAAUUACCCAACUGAGACUGAGCAUGAAGCGAUGGGACAAGGGCAGCGAACUGAGGAUCACGGAAAGGUUAUCUUUGCGAGUGUUUUUUUUUUGCCGUCAUACACCCCACAUUUAAGCAUGCACCUUGAAAAGAGUCGACGAUUAAACGUUCUGUGGACGAUUUGAAACUUUUCGAUGAUCAGCGACGAAAAAGUGCCAGGAUCAUAUGAUUUUUGUCAUCACCGAGGAGUGGAUUUCGCCAGUUAUGCACCGCGUGCAAAAGCGAUGACCUAAGUAGCAAGUAACGAGGAAUGCUUCAGUCACGAAAUUUGAGAAAUUGCAGUCUUCCUUUACAACUGGCUUGUAUCACCAUAAGAGUUGCCUGAUAAAACUAGCGCUUGAAAAUUUGAACAGAAGACAACAGUUGCUCGACCGUGAAGUUAACUCAACCGUAAUUUGCUAACAGAGGAAUUUGUGACCUCGCGCUCCAGUCGAAAGACCCACUUAUCUCAAGAAAAACAAAAUGGAUUGUAUCUGCACUAAAAGAAUUAUGACUGGCUAACAGGACAAUUUUUAGCAGUUAAUGUAGAAGUUUAGGCUCAAUUCCUUCCUUCGAAUUCGCAUCUGUAGAUCAUUUUUUUGCGAGCAAACAAUGGCUGGGCCCGGCGUUACAAAACAUAGCAGGGAAUCAUCACACUAGCUGACGGACAAAACAACCACAAGGACUACAAUUAUUUAUUCAGAUAAACGCAUUUCGGAAAAAAACCUUGAAAAACUAGAAAUUUGAUUAAGAUUGAGUCAUUUAGCCGAAAUAAGAACCUUGACGCCGAAUUUCCUGCUGUUUGAUUAAGUACAAUAGCAGUGUCAUUUCGUGGUUGUGAUUGGCUCUUGCCACCUUCGGCGCGCGAAGUCUCCCCUGGGAACCGUUCUAAUUAUAAAUCUACUCGGAAAAGGGUUGACUCCAAGGGCUUGUAUGGGAGAUGGAGGCUCCAUUUGAUGGGCUCCUGUAAGAGUUCGACGUGCUAAAAAUAUUGUGUAAGGCACCAUAACCGCCAAUCGACACCUUAGAGUCAAACUUCCCUACCUGACUAAAGAUCUUGUCUCAGUUAAGGUGAAAGCGUCAUUGGCCAGUUGGGCGGUGACGUUAAGCCGUUGGUCUUUUCAACUUCAUACGUCUUUGUAUAUGAAAAAGGGACGUAAAAGAGCCCACACUGCUGUUCAGCAGCAGGAGGGGAAGGGAACUAGACCCCAGAGGUGCGGUCCAUCUCUCAUGGGGGAGGGGACUGGAACGUACCAACAGUGGCGUCCCGGUAGAGGGUUGUCCAAUACUAACAAAUAGACUCCAUUGGUGUUAGUGGUGAUAAGAAGAGUCUCCAUUGGUACCAAUGGUAUGAUUGGUACCAAUAGAAAAUUAUGUCAUUCCAAUGGUUCUAUUGUUGAAUAUGCAUCUCAUUAAGGCGACUUGGAUUAUUUUCUCAUGUGGUCUGGCUGGGUUCAGGGCAUCCUCGGAGACCCAGGGGCGGUGAGUCGGCCGGGAAAAGGCGCAACAAAAGUUUUCAAGCACAGGCGGAAAAGCCCCUGGGUACCGACUCUCACCGGACCAUUUCCAAACGGUCAAGCGAAUGCUGGCUCCUGAUUGGGAACAAAAAAUGCCUUGUAUUAUUGUGCCCAAUCGGCGAAUAGCAUCUCCUGAGUUCUUUUUGUGAGUUCGUACACGACGGUUAUAGACUCGAUCACGGCUUGUCUGGUUCAUGCACCAAAGAAAUGCAUGCAGUCAGGAAUCUUUCGGUUUGAUAUAAAGGCUACAUUUCAAAAUACUGGUAGUCUUUACACCAGAGCCUAAAUAAGCUAAGAAAUAUUUCAAGACAAGUAAAUUUUAAAUUCUUCAAGCAAAAGAAAGCUUCACACGCAACCUAUCUUUUUUCUUCAGGUUUUCCCACGCAACAUAAUUAAGAUUGAUUGACAUGCUUCGCCUUUCUCAAAGCUUCGAAACCGCAAGUUCGCUAAGGGUGUGUUCCUUUCGGUGAAUCCAAAAACGGAUUUUAGAUCUAAGAACGGAUUUCGCGUUCCUUUCGGCAAAUCCAAAUCCGGAUUUUUGAUCUGGUGAAUCCUUUUUCAAAAAGGAUUCAUUGGACUUGAAAUCCGAAGAAUCCAAAUCCAGAUUAACGGAUUAGUGAUCUACGCUGUUCCAUUCACAGUGGAUCCGAAAUUAGUCAGAUGAUCCAGCGGUAUUUCCAGUUGAAGUAUUCCCAUAGAGGCCGUAGAGUUUCCUCGUUGUUGUCAUUUGCCGCAAAACAUCUAAUAACAUUAGAGGAUUGUUCCUGGUACAUUAAAAUAUCCAUAGACUAACCAUUUGUCUCUAAAGAUUGCUUGAAAUCAGAAAUAAGUAAAAAUAACAAAUGAAUUGCUAUCUAACUACAAACUCGCUUGUAGACGCGACAGGCACUCGAUCGUGUUACAUAAAAAAAUCCGAGCUAUGGAACUGGAUCAAACUGGCCCACAUUCUUUAGAUAAUUUUCAAUUUUAAUGCGCUUCUUUCUUUGUCUGUUUUGUAUGUUCCAUCGUCGCUAUUCGAACUUGCGACCACUAAAUUCUGCACGGUAUAAUUGCAUAAUUUGUCAAACAGUAGAAAACACGUCAUUUUUUGAGAGGUUGUCGUGCAUAUUGCACGCGUUGGCGAAAGGUUACCAAGGUUACAAAUCCAAUUUCGGAUUUCACGUUCCUUUCGACCGCGAAAUCUGGCAAAUCUAGGAUCAAAAAUCCGUUUUUGGAUUCGCCGAAAGGAACACACCCUUCGGUUUUAAUGAGAUGCAAAGUAAAGUUAAUUGAGAUUUUGCUUAGGCCUUAAUUCACACACGCAUUUUUGGUUAAGUAAAACUUAGCAGCUUUUAAGUCUUACUUAACAGCCUAAUGUAAAGACAACCACUGUCUACACGAAAACUAAAGGCGCUUUUCCAAAAAUACAAGCUUGAGCUUACAACAGGUAUUCAUGCUUGCAUCGAUCAGGCCUUCGUAAAUAUUAGGGAGUUUAAUAUGCCACGACAGCUGACAACCACGAAAACGUCGCAUGAAUAGUGAAGUCACAUUUUUUCAGUCUCUAUCGUUAUUGUUCCAACUCACUUACUUUGUCAAAUGCAAGUGAACUCUUCUGGAGCUGAAUUUCUAUCAACCAUAUCCAAGUUCAUAAAGGUAAAAAGCAUUUUGUCAUUGCUUGUUUACGUCCUUCACAAAACUUGAAAUCAGGCGUUUUCACGUGGUAGUCGUGCAGUGACGGCCAAGAAAUAUACAAAAAAGCGUGAUCCACGUGCAAAGUUGUUGUUUUGCCUUGUCAAGCUAUUGCUUUUUUUACUUUCUCGUCCCCGCUUCAUUUUAACUUCCUAUUAUUUACAAUACAUUGUGAUCCGUCAGAAACAGAAUUUUCUCAGUGCAAAUUAAAUUGCUCCUGCUGAUAGCAUCCGAAACGUUUUUCAACUCAUCGGUAGUUCCUUCGUUUCUGGUUAGGAGAGCUUCGUGAACGAACCGGGCAACUGUGGCGAGAUAAUAACCGUCGUGUACGAACUCACGAAAAGAACUCAGGAGAUGCUGUUCGCCGAUUGGGCACAAUAAUACAAAGCAUUUUUUGUGCAAAAUCAGGAGCCAGCAUUCGCUUGACCGUUUGAAAAUGGUCCGGUGAGUGUCGGUACCCAGGGGCUCUUCCGCCCCCGCUUGAAAACUUUCGUCGCGCCUUUUAACCCGGCCCGACUGACUGUCCCUGGGUCUCCGAGAAUGGGUUCAGGGCAAUUCCAAUGGUCCCUUGGUAACUAUUAGCGCGUUUCUACUUUGUGUGAGAGCGAAAAUGUUUUGUGUGGUUAGCUUAUAGAACGAGGAAUAUUCAUAAUAACUAUUACUGCGUUCUACUUUGUGUGAGAGCUAAAUUGUUUCGCCGGCAUAGAUGGCUUUUCUAGAACGAAGAAUAUUCAUAAUAACUAUUAGCGCGUUUCUACUUUGUGUGAGAGCUAAAUUGUUUUGCGUGGUUAGCUUAUAGAACGAAGAAUAUUCAUAAUAACUAUUAGCGCGUUUCUACUUUGUGUGAGAGCUAAAUUGUUUUGCGUGGUUAGCUUAUAGAACGAAGAAUAUGCAUAAUAACUAUUAGCGCGUUUCUACUUUGUGUGAGAGCGAAAUUGUUUUGCGUGGUUAGCUUAUAGAACGAAGAAUAUUCAUAAUAACUAUUAGCGCGUUUCUACUUUGUGUGAGAGCGAAAUUGUUCUGCGUGGUUAGCUUAUAGAACGAGGAAGAUUCAUAAUAACUAUUAGUGCGUUUCUACCUUGUGUGAGAGCGAAAUUGUUUUGCAUAGAUGGCUUAUAGAACGAAGAAUACACAUAGGACAAUAGAACCAUUGGAAUGACACAUUUUCUAUUGGUACUAAUCGAACCAUUGGAAUUGCCCUGUAUCCAGCCAGGUCACAAGGGAAAUAAUCUAAGUCCCCUUAAUGAGAUGCAUAUUCAACAAUAGAACCAUUGCAUUGACACCAGUUUCUAUUGGUACCAAUCGUACCAUUGGUACCAAUGGACCACCGGUUUGACGAAUCGUAUUCGUUUGUGUAUAUUGGACAUGCACGGCGAUGCCCUGCCAUAAAUAGGCGAAUCUUGAUAAAAUGAAUAAAUAAACUCGUGAUAAUUGCAAACAAGGGGAGUACGUUAGGCAGGGAGGGAUGAUGAGAGAAGGGGAGGGGGAGUGAUAGGUGGGAGUAAGGGGGUGCAAGGAGUGUUAAGUAUGAUAUUUAUAUGUUGUCAUAUUUUCUCGAUAUUCCAAGUCCCGUUUUGAUCCACAAACUACAAUCAAACCUCAAUGCAGAAAGCUGAUGAAACGUGUUCUACACAAAACAUUGAGAAAUGAAAAUAGAAAUAGAUUGUAGAGAUCAAUAAUAACCCUUUGUCAAAAAUUGGCCUUCUUCAGUAUGAUCUCCUGAGAUCAGUGUUAUUGUCCCGUAUUGUUUACUCUCCCACUUUGGAAUGCAUUGCUUUGUCAUUUUGCCGGCCUCAAAAAAUUCCAAAGCGUCACGUAGUCAUUCCCCAAUGAAUCCUGUCAUUCUCUCCUAGUUAGUUUUACUUGAGUCAAUUAUUCGCUUUUACGGUGCCGGUAACUAUUGACUUCGAUUCAGUGGCGUUUUUUCUGAGGUUAGUAAACCAGCUUUCGUAAGUGAGUCGUUGACAGUAAUCUGCAGAUUUCGCAAAAUCUCAGUCGAUUUAAUAAGAAUAAGUUAAGCCACAAUCUUUGCAUAUUUGAUUUAUUGAUAUUUUGUACCCUUCCCAAGACUCUGAAUGUUGAAGAUAGCUAUAGAAUAUUAGGCGAAUGAAAUUAUGACUAUAGGAAAUCAAAAAGGCGAUAUGUUGUCUAAUGUGUAUCCCCUCAUCUUGAGGUUGUUUUUCCCGGUAUUCACUUUCUAUUUUGUAUUUCAACCAAAAUUUGCAAAGAUUAUUGAUAUAAUCGGUGGGGAGGUAGAAAAUGCAAGAAACAGAUGUAAAUUGUUGUCAACGAGUUACGACCCGUGUUAAGGGACACAUAUGGCACUAAAGCGCGCAGGGCAGGGAUAUUUGUAUCCCUUUCGUUCGAGGUUUCUUUUUCCUUCUCUCUGAAUGUCUCUCAUGGAAUUUUUAGAAUCAUUUGACACAGUACCCAUUAUCAGUGAUUUCAAGAGAACAUAAAAGCCUCCUGGUGGUUAAUGAAAACUGCAUUACACCUUUUGCUGUUCAUUACGAGAAAAUACGCAGUCUUUUGCGUGAAACGGCAACCAAUAGAUACAUUCAUUGGCGCGAAAAUACGAACAUUUGCGCAUAAAUCAGAUUCAAUUACGAUUUUUGCGUUUUAAUCAACAUUCAAUAACACUUUUGGGCAUUCAUAUGCGUCAUUGGGCAUACAAAAAGGAGAAAUAUACUUUCAUUAAAGCCAAAAUCAAAGUCAUUAAUACCAUCUUGAAAGUCAAUAGGGACAACUGACAUACAUUAAAGUGCAGACACCAUUCAUUAACAUUUUUACGACACUGUUUGCAAUUCAAUAGCAUUCCUGGACAACCUUAGGAUGGAUAAGACAAACAUUAAUGCGCUUGUACAAUCAAUUGAGUGUUCUUUACAUUUAAUAUACAAAAAUCGAUUUUCAAUUAAACAAUAGAAAUUCAAACAAAUUUGGCCUGAAUUUCAGUCCGUUAAAUGUACAUCCCUUAAAAACCUCGCUAUUUAAACAUUUAGGGAGGUAGGUUUGAUGUCGAGAGGGGAAGCAUAAGCUGUGUAAGUAUGGAGCGGGAAUGGCCACAUCUAGGUGGCUGCCAGGCACCCCUUCAUGCGCAAAGACCGCCGACUUAUCGGGAUCCAUUUUUUCCUCGCCCGUGGUAGGAAGUCACCGAAAAACCGACACAGUAUUCAUUACUCCAGCAGCUCCCGAGAAAAACAUUUGAUAGGUACAUACUGUAAUAUGUAUUGCCAUGGUCAUAGUCAAGUUUCGUUGGCUGCACACUUGGCGGUACGCCCUCCACUCCCUGUCGCGCCCCACCUUGACUUCUGGCCGUCUAGGGUAAAUGUAUAGCCGCAGCCGUCGACGAACACACAGUGGCGAAGUACGGCGUGAUUCGUUAAACAAAUUCAGGCCAAUUUAGGGGGGGAAUUGGUUUUCUUUAAUUGAAAAUAUAUUUUUGUAUAUUAAAUGUAAAGAGCGCUCAAUUGAUUGUACAAGCGAAUUAAUGUUUUUCUCAUCCAUUCUAAAGCUGUCCAGGAAUGCUAUUGAAUUGCAAACGGUGUCAUAAAAAUGUUAAUGAAUAGCGUUUGCACUUAGAUGUUUGUCUAUUGUCCCUAAUGAUUUUCAAGAUAAUGUUAAUGACUCGAAUGUUGGCGUUAAUGAAAGUAUAUUUUUCUCUUUUGUAUGUCGAAUGACGCAAAUGAAUGCCCAAAAAUGAUAUUGAAUGUUGAUAAAAAUGCAAAAAUCGUUAUUGAAUCUGAUUUACGCGCAAAUGUUCGCUUUUUCGCGCUAAUGAAUGUAUCUUCGCGCUGUUGGUCGCCUUUUCACGCAAAUGAAUGUGUACUUUCUCGUAAUGAACAGCAAAAGGUGUACAGCACUUUUACAGACCGAAGCAGUUAACUUUGUUGGAAUGAACUGAUAAAAUCUAAACCAUGUAAACCUUAAAAUAUCAUGGAUCAUGGGUGGUUCACGGGCGGGCGCACUACUAAAAAACUAUGAUAUGACGGAGAUACACAUAACACUGUGAAAUCGGUAGCGGCGCUCUUUGUAUCUUUUAUAAAUUGACAGAAAUCAAACUCUGAGUGGUUUCAACUUGGGAGUUCGCGUAGCAGUGAAUCUCAUGGUAACAGAUGUUUGCUUUCUCUUCUCUUUCUUACACGAACCUUGCAGCUGACUGUCCUGCUGGUUCAUACAGUUCCCUGAACAGAACGUGCAUCUUAUGUCCUCGUGGCACGUAUCAACCUUCAAGGGGGCGGCCAUCUUGUAUUUCCUGCGGACUUAGCCUUACCACCCAUUCAAGUGGAACAGUAGACAAAAAGCACUGUAUAAGUAAGUUAAUAAAUUCCAACUGUAAUAUUUCCUGUGGCGUUCGCCAUAUACUUGUGAAUUGA
This is a messenger RNA of Porites lobata, 44728 nucleotides long. NCBI's taxonomy places the organism in Eukaryota, Metazoa, Cnidaria, Anthozoa, Scleractinia, Poritidae. The record is from the annotation of a GenBank genome assembly.